AUGAAGAUUAAAGUAGGAACAGAUUCUUCAAGCAGAGAUUUGUAUCUUGGUGCUUCUGCAUUUUUUCCAGACUUCUGAGAUGUACAAGUCCUAAGACUUUGAAUCACUGCAUUGUGAAGAUGGAUCCAGCCCUGCACAAGAUUUGGGAUUGAUGUUCCUGGCUUCAAAGGGCAGGAGAGGAAAAGUUCAAAGGUGGACUUUGGUGUAGGCCUGUUUUCAGGUUGCAAAGGAAAUGCGAUUUGCAAAAUCUCACUGUUUAAACUCCAGGACUUUAAUGGAAAUGAGAAACAACAGCUGCAAUUAUAGACCGUUCCAAUAAUCUCUCUCUCUUGUCUUUUGAUGUGCUGCCUGUGGCUAAAAUAAAAACUUAGCUGAGAAAGGCCCCGCCCUGGAAAUGACUUGUGCAGCCAACGACAGAUUGCGUGUUGUUGUUUUUUUGUUCAAAGACACUCAGGUUAAAGAGCUGGAGAUCAUUCAAAGCCUGUCCCUUCCAUGUGUGCAUGGUUACAACUUCAGCUUCUGAAAGCAAAACAGGAAAGCUGUGGAGGAACUUUUGCAGCGGAAGGGGUUAAAUGAAACCCAACUCUCCUUUUCCUGUGCAGUAAAGGAUUAGUAACCAAACAGAAGCUAGAGGAGAGAGGUGGUGUUAAAGAGCCACUGAUUGAGCUGGAAGACUGAGGACUUGAGUGGUGGUGAUCUAAGGUAGCACUGCUGCCUCUUGCAGUCAUCUGUGAGCAGACAAGCACAGCCACAGGUAAGUCUUCGUUUUGGAUUACUGACUGUUUGGCUCUUUGUGCCUCUCGUUGUCCACAUAGUGUCUGGCUUUUGGGCUUUUUUAUCGGAAUAAUAAAAAGUUUUGUAAAAGUGACAGGGAAGAAAUGACUUAAUGUGAGCCUUGUUAUUAUAAACAUCAGAUUUCCUGGCAGUAAGAAAGCAGCCUCACGUAUUAAAUUAAAGUUAAUCCACCCAUAGCUUCAGUAAUUCAAAUAUUAUCAAAUAGCUAAGAUGACAUUCCCAUGUGGGAGGCAGGUAGAAUUUGAGCUUCAUAUAUACUUGGAUUGUCUGCCUUUGGAUAAUCUUAUCAGUUUUGAGCUGAGAAGGCCGUGUAUACAUUUAACAGAUUCUGCAUGUGCAGGAAAGGUGAUAAGGGUGCUUUUAUUUAUAUGUCAGAAAGUAAGUUCCAAGUUUUGGAACUAUGGUACCACAAAAUCCAUUGGUUUCUACACAUGCCUCUGUUUAACUAUCACUUCUGUGUAUAUGCUUGGCUGCUUCGAAAAGCAACAGUGGCUGUCUGUGAGCCAGACUGCAGUCCCAUGAAAAUGUGCAGUUAUGCUUCAGUGCCAAUGGUGAAAUAAGCUAAGCUCAGCACAAGGUGGACAGCAGUGGGUGGCAUUAUACAAUUGGCAUUGGCUGAUUAAACAAUCAUGUUGCUACAUGCUAAAAUGGUUGUGUGAACAAUUCCACAGAUUUUCUGGAGCUGUUUCAAAUACUUGCUUGAUCCUGUAGGCAGGAUUUAAUGGGAAUUUCUUUCUUUUUCUUUCUUUUUUUAAAAAAUACUUUGUCUGGGGAAAGGUUUGCAGGAUCAAGGCAUUUCUUAUGCGGUUUUCUCCACACAAAAACCAACAGACUUGUUGGGACAGCCUCCUUUUAAGAACAGAUCAAAAAUUCCAGGGUAUUAAUCAGAUUCUAAUGACUAUUAGAAAAUGGUUGUAUUUAUUUAACAGCUGCCAGAGAGAGGUAGAAAUUCAACAGGUGUAGCUUUUCUCCAGAAUGAAGAGGCAGUGCUGGGUUAGUGUUAGUGGGAGCUUCUUCAGGGAGGGAUCAUCCUAAGGCUUUCAGAGCAUGCACUCAACACGAGAAAGAUCCCAUGUUUAUUCUGUGGCAUCUCCUGCUCAAAAUACUCUAUAUAUAUUUUUGGUGGCUGGGAGAGGGGGUUGUGCAUUGGCCAGACAGUGCACCCCCUUGCAGCUAGACCCUUGUCAAUCAGGUGCCUGACAUCUGUGGAGACAUUUACCGUUCUUCAAGUGAACAGCCGUAACUGCAUGUACACUCCAAUACACAGAGAUGAAGUUAGUACAGUACAGCAUUGACUUGCCACACCCUUGAUGUCCCUGUGUUGCACAUCAAGUUUCCAUAGGGGCUUGCAUGUGUGGGAGUGUGUGCAUGCCUGUAGGUCCCAGCCAGUACAAUCUGUACACCACAAAAUGGAGUGAAUAGAUUCUGAGGUUGGAGCAUAAAUCAGUUGGGAUCUGCAUAGACAGGCUCCCAGGGAAAUCUAAUAUCCCGUACAUUAUGUGGAUGUUAGGGAUGGAGCAAGCUGCCAUGAUCCUGAUUAUUCACUUGUGCUACAAGUGUUUGAACAUCAAAUAGUUCUACAUUAAAGGAAUAUCAUGAAAGGAGAUCAUGUACCAAUCCCCCUGCCAUUCCCCCCAUAUUAACCCCCUAGCGCUUCCCCUUCCCACCCCAUGCAACUACUAAGCUCCCUUUUCACCUUCUGACAGGGGUGCAGGAAGGGGGGGUGCAGGGGGGUGCAGUCUGCCCCGGGUGUCAUCCUGAAGGGGGGUGACAUUCGGCUCACACACACACCCCGCCCACGACUCCCCCAAGCCCAAUGAGCGGCAAAGUGGCAAGAGGUGAAGCAGCUGCUGCAGCUCCCUCCCUCCCCCCGGCUCGCUGUAGGCUUGGGAGUCACGGCGGGCGCACCAAAUGUCACCCCUCAUCAGCCUGAAAGGGGGUGACAUUCGGCACCCCCUGGGGAGGAUUGCCGUCCUGAGAUCGGCCCCCGGGGAGCUCCGCCACUGUCUUCUGAAUCCCAUUUCUGAAACCGCUUCUGUCUUCUAUUCUGCAGCCCCACUUUGCACCCUUGUUUUCCCCUUCUCCCCCAUACCCAUGCUUCCUGCUUCCCCUCCUUUUGUGAAAGCCCUCCCCUUGCACAGACCACCCCCCUGGUAAUCUCUUGCAUUUUCCCUCCCACACACUGCAACUACUGUACUAAGAACUUUUUCCAGCUUCUGCCCAGUUAUAAAGCCACCAUCCACUCAUUUUCUUCAGACCCUUUCAUGCCCCUGCUUUCAUUUGCAAUGCCAUGUCCAUGCCUCCUACUCCGCCUUUGUACCCCCAUUUUCACCUUCACUCCCAUUUUUUCCUCCGGCCACCUUGUUACUUUUCUCAACUCUGCCUUGCACACAGAUCACCCCAUUUCCAUACCACUCUCUCUCUCUCCUAUUGUGUAGCCCCCUUUGUGCAAACACCCUAUGCUGAUAUAUCUUUCAAGGUGGAUAGAGUCUUAAGAACAAGUCUGUUAGCUACAACUCAGUUGAUGGAUAUGGUAAGAGGGAACACCACUCCUCCCCCCCCCUCGUGCCUUCCCCUUCUUGCUUGCAUGCCAUGGCUACUGUUGUGCAACCUGCCUUCACUUUUUGCUCCCUUACCCUACCCUGACUUUGUGCAAAUCCAGGAUUGUGAUGAGGCACUUCAAAUCCUCCCAAUGGAGGCUGUGUGAUGACAACCUCACUUUAUAUGUAUAUAGGAAGAUAUACACUGAAGCUUUAACUUCACAGUUAUUAUUGUAUGUGAACACACCCAUUUAUGUUUAUGUCUGCUAACUUGUUCAAAAAAACACAUUCUCCGUGCAGAGAAAAAUUACCUUGUAUGGAAGAAUACUGCCACUGCUUGUUUGUUUCUUUCUGCAUGAAUUCCAAAGAGAAAUGAAUCCCAGUUUUGUUAAUGCUGUGGUGAAAAGACAGUAAUUAUUACUUGCAGGGAAAAACAGGUUUUAUUUCCAACAACACAGUUAUUUUGUUCUGAUCACACAGUCAGUCCCUCACGUGCUUUCUUUCAUGUGCUGCAGUGCCAAGAGAGAUCACACAAAUGCACACACCCCUGAAACUGUAUGUGUUAAUGGCUGGGGGAAUAGUGUCUGGACUUGCAAGUAUACAGACUGAAGUACUUCUUUUCCUCACUAUUACCAUUAUCUCUGUAGAGUUAAAGCUAACAUAAUCUUAUAGGCUGAUGUUCUUCUGUGAAACACUUGCUUAAGUGUACAUAUAUCCUACCCUUGCUCCACAGAGCUAAAUGCUGUGAACAUGGUUCUCUCCCCCUUCCCCAAUUUUACCUGUGAAGUAGGCUAUGCUGAGAGACAUUGAGUGGCCCAAGAUCAUCCAUUGAGCAUCUCGACUGAGUGAAGAUUUGGACCCUGGUCCUAGGUCUGACACUUCACGUUCCUUUUGCAGUUGCAAAAUACAGCCUUCCUCCUCGCUCCCCAAUCAGCUGGUGUGGAGUGGAGAAAGAAAUGCUUUGUCAGUCCUACGCUCACCACUUUCGAAAGCGUAGGGCUAGGAAUGGCCCUUGUGCUGUGGUUCCCAGGCACCUGACAGCCAGGUGAAAUCCCACACAAGGGUUUUUGAGAGUGUCAAAAUUUACCCACAGGAAGCCAAAAAAGAUUCUCUCCCCCUACUCUAACUACUGGUAGGAAAUCCACCACACAUAUUAGAAAUAUGCUUUGCUUGGAAUCUCCUUACUAUAUCUGAAAAUCCAAAAUAGUUGGGAAGCAGGGCCAACCCUUCUGUUGUGUGGGGGGAGAUAUUUAUCCCUCCAGGGCCUCAUUGAGUAGCUAAUAUGGAAUUAUGGAAGAAGUGCCAAAGGAAGCCAGGAUCCAAGCACCAUGUACAUGAGUGGAUAUUGGUCCAGCUUCCAGGGUCAGAGGUUUAUGAUUGUUCUUACUGACCUCCAUCCUUGGCACUGUCUUGUAUCCUGUUUUGGAGGAUCACCUGACCUCCAGGAGCAGCUGUUCAGAGAUGUGUAUGUCUGUGUGCAAGAGGCUGCAGUAGAAAGGUAGAUAUGAAGGAGCUAUUCUGUGCAGGUCCAGAAAUGGCUAUUUGGGUCCAAUACAUAAUUUUCAUUAAUAAAUAAUAAACACCAUGAGUGCACACAAUUCCUUCCAGAAUUGUAUAAGCAAAAAAAAAGUCCUUAUUCACCCAAGGAUUUUACAACCGCAGGGGCUCAGCAGAAAUGGAUUAUAGCACUUCUUUACCAUGUGAAAAUUAAGUGACAGAGAACAAUAUUUAUGCAUUGAUCCACUGCCACAGUUCAUGCUUUGUGGAUUAUAAAAUGUUAUAUAAUGAUCUGCUGCGCUAUAGUGCGGCAUGAGAAAAUUAGAUUGUUUCCUCUAUUACCACCACCACCACCCUAUUCACAUGCACCUCUGUCCAGAUGCAAGAGGUGACUUAGUGCCAAAUAACCAAGGACGUUUUGCAGCAGCUGUGAAAUCUCCCAACUGGGGAGCGACUCUGAGAAUAUCCCAGAGACAGAUGCUGCAUCAGGGAAGACCUAGUUUUCAGCUCUCUGUACACUUUAAUUCCUGGCUUGAUAGCUGUCCUGCCACCGGAGUUGCAGUCUUGAUGACAUUUUUAAAAAUACUAUCUGACAUCUCUGCUUACUUGAAGCCUUAACAUUCAGCAUCAAGGAGGCUGAUAUUAACAUAAAUAGAUUAUAAACUCAAAGCAUACCGUCAUGUUGAGAUACUCUUCUCUUCAUUAAUUAAAGGCAGGGUUUUCCAAAAUGUGUUAUAACCAAGAUCUAGAAUUUCCUCUGGCUCGUUAUCUUGAGAGACAAGCACCUGGCUUCACAAGGAAUUCCAGGAUGAUUCAGCCUACAUCCUCACUACCUUGGCACCUUCAUGAAUCACUGUUUCUUCACAGUUCAGAGUUGACAUAGGAAGAAGGGUUGUAACUCCAUGCUACAGCCACAUGUUUUGCCCGGUGAAAGUCCUGGGUUCAUCUCCAGGUAGGACUGAGACAGGCCCACAUCUGAAACCCUGGGAAACCACUGUCAGUCCUUGUCGACAAUACUGAGCUAGAUGGGGAAGUGGACCAACUUAGUAUAGCUUCAUGUGAAUAUGGGGGAUAUAUUUUUAUUACAAUUGUCGUGGGAUGCUAGAGAAGGGGUAGUACCUUUGGUGAGGGACACGUUGUGCUCCUUCUGGGAUAAUUUGCCCACCUUUGGUCCCCAUCCUACACUCAGCUCCUACCCAUGGCUCCCAGUGGUGCAGGCCCCAGUCCAGUGGCCACUGCUGCACCAGAGCUCCAGAGAUAAGGCGGCACUCCACGUGCCACUUGCCUCGCCUCCUCUGCGCACUGAGCAGCGCCUUACCUGUGGCGCUCCAGUGCAGCAGCAGCUACCGGACCGUGGCCUGCUGUUCCAGCACAGUGUAUUUUAAAUACAGAUCUCUCUUCUGCUCAGUGAUCUGUUUAUCUCUAACAUCUCUUUCAUCAAUUAAAUGUCCUGGUCUGCCAAGAGGUAACGAACAGGCAGUUCCAAUCUAUCUUUUCCCCUCGUGUCAUCUUUUUGCACCUCUCAGACAUGUAGAUUUCCUAAAUGAAUGGAGGCAUCUUUACUAAAUGGAUUUGUAAUUUAUGAUGUUGUUGAUUUUGCUGCAUUUUCCCCCAGAAAGGGAAGUCCAAGCAUUGCAAUUAUCCCAUUUGUUAUUUGUGGUGUGAUAAUUCUGUACUGCUGUUCUUAUCUGAGUUGUAUCUGAGUAAGUCAUAUUCACAGCAGACCCACUUAAAUCAACGAACCUAAGUAAAUCACAUCCAUUGAUUUCAAUGUGCUUGUUCUGAGCAUGACUUGGACAGAUGCCACUCUGUAAGAGCCAGUGUGGUGUGGUGGCUAGAGUGUUGUAAUAAUAAUAAUAAUAAUAAUAAUAAUAAUAAUAAUAAUAAUAAUUUAUUAUUAUUUAUACCCCGCCCAUUUGGCUGGGUUUCCCCAGCCACUCUGGGCAGCUCCCAACAGAUUAAAAACAGAAUAAAACAUCAAACAUUAAAGACUUCCCUAAACAGGGCUGCCUUCAGAUGUCUUCUAAAAGUCAGAUAGUUGUUUAUUUCCUUGGCAUCUGAUGGAAGGGCGUUCCACAGGGUGGGCGCCACCACCGAGAAGGCCUUCUGCUUGGUUCCCUGUAACCUCACAUCUCGCAGUGAGGGAACCGCCAGAAGGCCCUCGGAGCUGGACCUCAGUGUCCGGGCAGAACGAUGGGGGUGGAGACGCUCCUUCAGGUAUACCACGACCUGGGGGACCAGGGUUCAAGUUGCUCAUUCUCAGCCUAACCGAUCUCACAGGGUUAAAAUGGAGGAGAAGAAGAGGAAAUAUGUACACUUGAGCGCCUUAGAGGAAAGGAGAGAUCUCAAAGUAUUAAAUAAAGUAAAUGAUUAUUAUGCUGUUUUUCUUUUAAAAAAUGGUCUCUCGUGAGAAAAGAGCCUUUUUGGUGGUGUUUUAGCUAUGGAACAUUCUCCCCUUAUCAGUUUGCCUGGUGUCCACUUGAUGACCUUUGGUUGCUUGGUAAAAUGGUUUUCUCUUCCUCCUCAUGCCUUUAAUGAUUUUUACUGAGUUUUUGGUAGUUCUCGAGGAGCUGGCUUGAAGAGUGUUUUGCUGUUUUAAUCACAUGCUGCAAGAUGCUUUGAAAAAUGUUUUAUUGAAAUGUGAGGUAAAAACCAGGACAUGUGCCAAGGCCUAUACCCUAGUGAGGGCCGCACUGGAGCCCCUCAGUCUAUCUGCUGUUCCUCCUCCUUACUGUCCUUGGCUGUUCACCUGAGUUUUUCAAGCAUGUGAGCAGAAACAGGAGUGGGAGCACUAGAUUUGCUCUGCUGGUAUGUCUACACAGCACCACCCUUGUCAUCCCUUCCUGGUAAGUGGCAGUUACUCUGCUGCCAGGAGGCUAUUGCUGUGGCUCCACCCUCCCAGGUGAGGCAUUCCUGGCAACAACCUCAGUUUGUCUUGCCCUCUCCUUGGUAGCCAUGCAUACUGACCUCAGAGGAAGAGUACAGAUGAAGAACCAAUGUUGACAGUGAUGAGGUCCUGCUAGGGACUUUCUGUCCCUUCUCCCCCAGUAACUUAGAGCUGACACUGGUCUGAACAAAACAAUUUAGCUAACACAAAUUUGGUCAUUUCUGAUGAGUAACUCUGUUUUCACCCCCACAGGACAUGAUGACAUUUGCGUUCCUACUGCUUAUACUAACAGUGAUGCCUUCUUCCAUGUUGGCGGUAAGUAUUCAGAUGUUCUUGUGAGUGGCUGGUUCUGGAGCUUGAGUCAGGUGAUGGAGCAAAAGUAAUAAACCAUGCUAGGAAGAUCAGCACAUGAAUGCUAUUUAUGCAACUUUGUUGGUAGAUGAAAAAUUACAAAUUAAAAGAGAAUAAUGCUACCAACAAGUACUGGUUGUUAUGGCUAUAUUCUGUCUCCACAAUCAGAAGGAGCAUACCUCCCUGAAUACAAGUUGCUUGGGAAGAAUAAUGGGGGGGACAGCUAUUGUCUGUGUGGCCUUCUUGUGGGCUUCCCAUAGGCAUCUGGUUGACCACUGUGGAAAACAGAAAGCUGUUCCUAUUUAGACUUUUGGUCUGAUCCAUCAGGGCUGAUUUUAAUCUUACUUGUUUAAACAAUCAUAAUUGUUCUAGAAAUUGUAGUAGUUUCAGAUCAGUGAGUGGGAAUUAAGAGAGUCAAUAAUGCGCUGGAACCUACCCAUUGGUAAGUCGGUGGGAGGCCCAUCACUAAUGUCAAAGAAAAAUGUAAUGUAUUUCUGAGAAGAGACUGUGGUCCCAUAGAUAUACUAUCAUCUUUACACAAAAUGUAUUUUGAUAGCUUCAAAAAACAUUCCUUCUUCAUGCCCUACUUUUUUAGGUUUUUAAGAAAUGCUGGACAUGAUACAGCCCAGGUUAAGCAUGGUGGUCUUAAAACUCUCUAAUCUGAAUAAGUGUGAUGCUAAAGUACUAAUUUUGCAACAUGACCAAUUAUAUGUAUCACCUUGCAGGACCAGGUGUCAGGCUCCCCAUACCCCAACCCAUAUAAUGGGCAAGGGGCGGAUCUGAGGGAAGCCCACCAUUGGCUCCACCCCCUGGCACAGCCUAAGUCCCAGCCCUCAUCCCCAUUUGCCAAAGCAGGGUGCAGGCUAGGAUCCGGUUCCUGAUAGGCGCGCGCAGGGAGGGGUUCUCUUAUGACUGUUUUUGGCCUCAUUUCAGCCUCAAAUAUGGAUUAGUUCUAACUGAGCUGUUGGGGUUGUGCAAUUUCAGUCUGCUGGUGGGGGACUUAAAUGAUUGAAUGCUCUUUCUUAAAACACACACACAGAGAAUUAAAUGUCCCACCACCACCCAAAUGCCAAUUGCUCUUUACCUUUGCCCCAGAAUAAAUACCAAAUUCUGCAUCAAUGCAUAGUGCAUGCAUUGUACUAUGGCACCAGAGUUUGCCUUCAUCCAGUUAGCAUAAUCUAGACUCCCUGGUUUCUGGAUGGGAACCAGGGCAAAAACUGAUGCAGUACUGGCUCCUAUUUCUGCCAUAGCUGUUGGCAGAAGAAUUACAGUUUUUUUAUAAAAAAAACAUGUUUAUUGUAUAUUUAUAUUUGAGUGCAUUGCAGCGCCAACAUUUAUCAGCUUAGAUUACCUUUACUUUUUAGGUAUUGACUAUUCUGCAUCUGACAUUUGAAGAUUAAUACACUGCUAUUUAGUAUGCUACUUUGUAUUCGUGUUUCAUCUUCUGUUUCAUCUUCUGCUGUCAGUAUUUUAUUUAUCUUCCCUUGCCCAGGAGGUUCCUGUUUUGUACAAGUGCAUUUUCUUGAUAACUGUGGAGUUAUUAUGCAUAUUAAAGAUACUUAUCCCAUUUCACCUUGAAAGCUUUUUACAAACAAGCUGUCUCACUGAGGCAAUGAAUCAGGAGUUACAGAAAUGAUUACAAGAAAUGAUUUAUUCCUUCAUGGGCUAAGUGCUUUGAGCCUUCCCUGCACAGGACACACAUGUUGACUCUAUUUUAAUAUUGCAAUAGAUGAGCUUGUAUCCCACCUGCAUAUCUCUUGAUAUAAAGAUUGGAUAUGUUGUGUUACUGAGCAUCUGGCAUGCCUCUUUGCACAGUCUCAAAAAUAUUCUAAAAGGGUUAUUAGCAUUUGUUUGUUUAUUUUCCUGGUACUAUUUUCCUGCACUAAGUCUUCACUGUUCCAAACAACUUUUCAUAUUGCUUAAGACUGGAACUGGACAGGAGAGGGUAAAUUGUCAGGGCACUACUGAAGACUGCUUUCGUAGCCCUGACAAAGUUGCCAAAUACCUUCCUUUUGUUCUCAUUAGCUCUCCUUCUGAAUGAUUAGGAAAUAGAGUUAGAGUUUGGAUUUGAUAUCCCGCUUUUUCACUACCUGAAGGAGUCUCAAAACGGCUAACAAUCUCCUUUCCCUUCCUCCCCCAUAACAAACACUCUGUGGGGUGAGUGGGGCUGAGAGACUUCAGAGAAGUGUGACUGGCCCAAGGUCACCCAGCAGCUGCAUGUGGAGGAGCGGGGAAGCGAACCUGGUUCACCAGAUUACAAGUCCACUGCUCUUAACCACUAUACCACACUGGCUCUCAAUACCUGAAAUAUCUGCAGUGAGAUUCUUACUCUCUCUUCUAAACAUAAUUGUGAUCUCCAAGCACAUUAAAACUUGGUUAGAUUUACAUCUGCCACCAUCCACCUUUGAAUAAAUGUUCCUCACAAAAAUUCUUAGGUUAGAAUAAAUCACAGAUACUUAGCAUUGCAAAUAAGUUUAUGUUUUAUUCACAGAGUUUCCAGAAGCUACAUCAGACAAGUGUCUAUCCCCUGGCAGUAAAACAAAAAUGAAAAAAAGUUUCCAAAUGGUUUAUAAAGAAAAUAACUUUGUUUCCUUACAAAAAAAGAACAUGUAAUCAGACUAGCAAAGAUCCAGGCUUUAACACCUCCCUUUGGGAAAGAUUGAGUUCACUUAGUUUUUCUUGUACAGUAGUUGGGAGCCAUAGCCACAUGGCUCCUUGCUUGUUCCAAGAAGCAUGAAGAGAAGGAAAAGGGGCAGAGCAUGCUAAGCCACACCCACUGGCAACCUGAGCUCAGGUUAACCUUUUCAUGUGUGCAAGUGUGAGUCAGUGACUGUAUACAACAUAUAUAUUGUCCCCUUCCCUACCCAUGGGGAUGUUGUCAUCUGGGUAUCUGUGAAUAAAAUAAAAACAGACAAAGAGCUGAGUUUGGGCUCUGUAAGCAUCUGAUCUGACGCGGGUGGCACUGUGGGUUAAACCACAGAGUCUAGGACUUGCUGAUCAGAAGGUUGGCGGUUCGAAUCCCCGCAAUGGGGUGAGCUCCCGUUGCUCAGUCCCUGCUCCUGCUAACCUAGCAGUUUGAAAGCACGUCAAAGUGCAAGUAGAUAAAUAGGUACCACUCCGGCGGGAAGGUAAACGGCGUUUCCGUGCACUGCUCUGGUUCACCAGAAGCGGCUUAGUACGCUGGCUCCCUCGGCCAAUAAAGCGAGAUGAGCGCUGCAACCCCAGAGUUGGUCACGACUGGACCUAAUGGUCAGGGGUCCCUUUACCUUUAAGCAUCUGAUCUGAUAUAGGAACACUGGUCCUAGGUAUAUUUUUAAGUAAUCUCCAGGUUGAAUUACUGCACUGUGUUCUAUGUGGGACUGCCCUUGAGUUUGGUCUGUCUGCAUGCAGCUGAUGCAAAAUGUGGUGGCUCAGCUGCUCACUGGUGCUGGAUCAUCGCCAACUUGUUACUUGAGCCUUGAAAGAAUUGCACUGGCUGUCAUUUGGCUACCAGUCUAAGUUCAAGGUGCUGGUUUUGGCUUAUAAAGCCCUCUGCACCUUGGGACCAGGAUACCUGAAAGUUCAUCUCAUGCCUUGUUUACCCAGUUGAUCACCUCACUCUGCAGGCAUGAGCCUCUUGCAAAUACCAUCUUAUCAGAAAGUCUGUUCCACACAAUGUAGGAUUUGAGCCUUUAGUGUUAUGGCAGUCAUGCAUUGGAAUUCCCUCCCCUUGAAAAUAGACAGGUGCUGUCUCUGUUGAUGUUUUGGUGCCUGCUGAAGACUUUCCUCUUCCAACAAGCCUUUUAAGUUUAUAUCUUUCCUAGUCUGCAUCUGUAUUAGAAUUGUUUUAAAUAAGCUUUUACUAUUUUUUCCCCUUGUUGUUUGCCUCCCUUGACUCCUUUGAGAGAUAAACACACACACAAAUAUAUAUAUAUUACAAAAUGCCAAUAAGCCUCCAGUGAUCUCCCUGCAAAGGGAACCAAAUCUGGACAUAUCUUGUGCCCAGGGACAUGUCACCACAGUGAGUGUGAGAAGUGGAUUGAGAAGGCGGGUCGGUGUAACAAUAUCUUCAUUAUUGCUCAUAAUCUUGGGAUUAUUUGCCAGCAGCACAGUUUGUACCAGAGCAAAGUCAAGCCUAGUAAUUGGAUUACUUGGUUUGUUAAGCUGUAGUGAUACUAAUUGUAGCAUCACUAGCUUUCUGAGAAGGGUUUUUCAAGGCUGCCAUAUGAAAUUCUAUUAAACACCUCCUUCUCCAUAAAACUCAAAAGAUCACCUUCUAAAUUCAUUUGUAUCUGUGGUGCAGUCCGAUGAGGGGAACAAGCAAAAUACCAGGCAGAACUCUGGAAGUAAUUAGGAGUAAAUUAGGUAACUUGGUAUUAAUUUCCAGUACGCUUGGACAGACUUUUGAAUAAAAGUUCAGCAGUUAAUUCAGCAGGUUCUUGGUGAUUUCUGGUUGCCAUCCUCUGGAGCAAGGGUUGCCAACAUGGCGCCCUCCAGAUGUUGCUGGACCACAACUCCCAUCAUCCCUGCCCAUUUGCCAUACUGGCUGGGUCUGAUGGGAAUUGGAGCCUAAUAACAUCUAGAGGGCACCAUGUUUGGUGCCUUGGCUCUAGAACAAGGUGGUCCAACUUUUCAUACCAAGUGGGCAGCAAGAGUACUUUGACAUAGAACCAGUGGGUGGGCUGCACACUGCCUUGUUGCACAGAGUGGGGGGGGGAAUGAGGCAAAAAGUUGAUAGUUCUGCCACUGUUGUCCCUCUCCCUCUUUUGCCCACUGCCGCUCUUCCACUCCCUGCCUUGUUUAUUUUUUUAAAGACUGCAGCUAAUGCAGCGGCGGUUCUGGCGAUUUUACCACCUGUCUCUUGAGGAAGAGGGCGUUUCCUCAGAGCACAGAAUUCUGAGUAAAGAGGCUAGACCAUCGCUUUUCUUCAGUACUUAGAAGUUCUCUUUUAAAUGUAGUUUAAAGUUACUUUGAGAACUGUGAUGAUUUUUAAAAUGUGGCAGUGCUGCACACUCUCCUGGGCCAUCUGACCCAGAAUGCCUCUCUCUGAGGAAGAACCCCCUUCAGGCUGAAGGAUUGGGUGGGCAUUCUGGAUAGCCCCACAAGAGAUCACCAGAUCAGGAAGGCAAACAAGCCAGGAUCUACAAGAGGCAAAUUCAGCACCCCAUUUGUUGUUGUUGUUUAGUUGUUUAGUCGUGUGCAACUCUUUGUGACCCCAUGGACCAGAGCACGCCAGGCACUUCUGUCUUCCACUGCCUCCCGCAGUUUGGUCAAACUCAUGCUGGUAGCUUCGAGAACACUAUCCAACCAUCUCGUCCUCUGUCGUCCCCUUCUCCUUGUGCCCUCAGUCUUUCCCAACAUCAGGGCUUUUUCCAGGGAGUCUUCUCUUCUCAUGAGGUGGCCAAAGUAUUGGAGCCUCAGCUUCACGAUCUGUCCUUCCAGUGAGCACUCAGGGCUGAUUUCCUUAAAAAUGGAGAGGUUUGAUCUUCUUGCAGUCCAUGGGACUCUCAAGAGUCUCCUCCAGCACCAUAAUUCAAAAGCAUCAAUUCUUUGGCAAUCAGCCUUCUUUAUGGUCCAGCUCUCACUUCCAUACAUCACUACUGGGAAAACCAUAGCUUACCUGAGUAAAUAGUCUCUGUUUGCAAAUGGGAAGACCAGCCCUGGAAUCAGCUGUCAAGCCCAGUCAGCUUCUGUAUGUGCAAUGGGACAGUGGCAUCCUCCUAUUAUUUGCCUCAGGCAGCAGAAUGUCUUGGGCCUGGCCUGCUCAAAGAGAUGCCAUUUUUCCUCCUUUAUCUUUGUGUGUCAUCGAAAGAAAAAAGAAGCAAAAGACGUAAGUUCUGAUAAGUGUGCAUUUACCACCUGACCUUUUUUCUUCUGGUGUGAAAAUGACAAAGGCCAGCCCUGAUUGUGCUAAUAGUCUUAAGGUCUAAGCAUACAAUCUAUAAAACGCAGUGUGUCUGAAACCAGUAUUGCCCCGUGAAGAUUUGUUUCUCAGCAGACUAAUUCAGAGUGUUCCAGCAGCCGUAUCUUUUUUUAUUUGGGGCUUAAACCGGUUAGAGCAACUGGAGAGCUCAGAGAAAAACUUACUGGGGCCAUCAGCAAAUGCUGGUAGAGUCAUGUUUAUUCAACCUGGAACACUUUAUAUUUAAACAAGAUCUGGCAUCUAAUCAGAAAAUGGACCAAGAAGUCACUAAAUUGACAACAUAAGCCCUGUAUGAACUUUGGUCAAAUUCAAACAUUUAAGAUGCAAAAUUAAACUCUAUGCUCUGCUGGAUGGUUUGUAGAUGUUUAAUCUUCCUGUACUUGGAGUGAACCGUCAUAAAUACUCUUAGCAAGAAAGGGAUGCUUUUUUCGUUUUCUUUUUUUCCACCCCUCCGAAGCGACCACAGGUACAUACUUGCAAAUUUUUACCAAGCCCGUCUGUGUGCCUGUAAUCAGGGAGUACCAGAUUCACUGGGCCAUAUUUUUUGGGACUUCCCUUUGCACAGCAGACUCCACAAACAGGUGUUGAGCAAAAUAUUGUACCUGCAACCCACAGCUCCGAGAGAAAGCCGAAUGAGGUUCCUCCUAGCGGAUAGGGACAAGGACGUUAUUGCCCCAGCGGCUUCCUUUAUAAUCUCCAUCUUACCUGAAAGUGUUCUUAAUGAAUCAUUCCUCUAGGGCAGGGGUUGUCAACCUGGUCCCUACCUCCCACUAGUGGGCGUUUCAGGAUUCUAGGUGGGCGGUAGGGGGUUUUAUGGCAUGAGUUGAAUCCUCCUUCCAUCUAGCGCUGGUGGGCGGUAAGGAAAUUUUACCAUCAAGAAAGAUGCAUUAGUGGGCAGUAGGUAUAAAAAGGUUGACUACCCCUGGUCUAGGGAAUAAACAGCGUGAAGCAGAACAAUCGAGUACCUUGUGAUCCUCGACAGCCUCACUCCUGUCCCUUUUAAAUUUAUCCUAGUGUUUUGAAAUGUUUUAACUUGUAAGGUAUUUGCAUUUGUAUUUGUGCUUUUAGCAAACUCAUUAUCCAAGUGUGAAUCUUUAUGUGGUCAAAAUGGCUACAUGCACAAAAUGAAGGUAGUGUCAGAGUUGGGAAUAACUAAAAGCUUUGCAGAAGGGACAAAAUGAAGAAAAGAAAAAAGAAACUCUGGUGACUGAACAUGCUGAGAAUGCAUGAUACUGAACAUCUGUUGAAGGUUGGGGUGGGGUGGGGAAAAGGAAUGAAAAACUAGGGGAAUGGAAUGGUGUAUCCUUGAGAAGGGCAUGGCAGUGUUGUGUUCCCCAUUGCAACCUUCUGUUGCAGGUCCCCACUUGUUUAAUUAUAAAUUCCAAUUGGCUUAGAUGCAUGUCGAUACUACCCUUAGGACAUACUAACAGUUAUGUUAAUGUGUUGGCAUCCUUCACCAAUAUGCUUCAGGCUUUGUGAAGAGAAAUUCAUAACUGGACUCAUAUCUAUAUCUACAGUAUAUAGAUAGAUAUAGCCUGUUUUGGCUAAGCAACUGUCCUAUACUAAGUCAAAACAUCUAUAUUAUAGACCAGUACUAUCAAUGCUGACAGAUGGUGGCUCUUUAAGGUGUAGCAAACAAAACUGUCACUCAGUCCUGCCACCUGGGAUUCUUGAACUGGAAAUUAUUGGGACCAAAUUUCGUGAUACUAAACUCUGACACCUUUGCUGAUUGCUUGAAGAAUAAAGGAGGGCAGAUUAGCUGCACUCCCCAAUGCACUCGUACUCAGAAAUAAGUGUCAUGAAAUUCACUGGGGCUUAAAGGUAAAGGGACCCUUGACCGUUAAGUCCAGUCGUGGACAACUCUGGGGUCCUGCGCUCAUCUCACUUUACUGGCCAAGGGAGCCGGCAUUUGUCCACAGACAGCUUCUGGGUCAUGUGGCCAGCAUGACUAAGCCGCUUCUGGUAAAACCAGAGCAAUGCACGGAAAUGCUGUUUACCUUCCCGCCAGAGCUGUACCUAUUUAUCUACUUGCACUUUGACGUGCUUUCGAACUGCUAGGUGGGCAGGAGCUGGGACCGAGCAAUGGGAGCUCACCCCAUCGCAGGAAUUCGAACUGCCGACCUUCUGAUUGGCAAGCCCUAGGCUCUGUGGUUUAGACCACAGCGCCACCCGCUAUGGUCUGAAGGUCAGCGGUUUGAAUCCCUGCGAUGGGGUGAGCUCCUGUUGUUUGGUCCCUGCUCUACUGUCUGUUGACUGUUGAAGGAUAUUCUGAUUUAGGUUGCAUAUUAAGUUUACUCAAAUUAAAUGUUACUUUUGUACAUUCUACACACAACCCAAAAUUCAUCUCAUCAGUGCUACAACUCUGAUGUGUAGCCCUCGGGCUUCGAAAUGCUGGUCCUCUUACCACUUAAGCAGAUUUUUAUGAUCAUAGAAUUGUAGAGUUGGGAAGGGACUCUGAAGAAGCAGUAUACAUAUGUCAUUCAAUAAAAUAUACAUGCAGCUGCAUUAUUCUUACAGGCUCGUAAAGCAAAGAGGCAAACUGACUUCUGGGGGAGCUGGGGAGAAUGGGGCGACUGCAGCAGGAGCUGCGGUGGAGGCGUCAGUUUUCGGCAGCGACGCUGUUACUCAAUAAGGUAAGAGCCUUUCCCUGCCAGCUUUCUCCUUCUGAAGCCAGUACAGGGGAGAGCAGCUGUUAAGUAGGCUCCCCUGUAGGGAAAGCAAUAAAGAGUCUAGCUGGAACUUAAAUAUUAAACUUAUAUGCCAUGAUAAAUAUGUUUUGUGGGCUAGACCACAAAAUGCAUGAAGUGGUCUAGCAACACAGUUCUAAUCAUGUCUACUCAGAAGUAAGAUCUAUUGAAUUCAAUGGGGCUUGCUCUCAGGUACAUUGGAUUAAGACUGCAGACUAAAUCUCUUUAAGGAGAAGACUGGGUCUGGGCAAUGAUUGUUUUCCCAAAACUGAAAUUCGCUUCAGUUGUUGCUGCAUUCACAAAAGCUGUAGAAUCAACUAGGACAUGGUUAGCAUGAUGUCAUUUUGUGAAGGCUAGAGAAAGACUAGAUGCCAUAUCUAUGUGGUACUAAAAAUGCCUGAGCCUGCCAGGGCAGGCAGAGCUGCGCCCUUAGACAUAUGUUCUGGAUGAAACUGUUCAGACAGAGAAUACUAUUAAAUACGUAGUCUCUGCCUCGAUGUUGCUUUGAAAAACCAUCACAUUUUCUACAGCCAUGUAGAUUUGAUAUACCACCAACUUUCUGAGACUGUGAUCCUAAAUGCACUUAUUGGAAAGUCAGCACCAUUGAACACAGUGGGCUCACUGUGAAAUAAACAUGUCUAAGAUUGCCCUGUGAAUUUUGCAUUUUCUCCAGAGUGUUUAUCUGCCUGAAGGGUUUAUCUACUGAUUAAAUUGUAGCUCUUUCCAGUACGGAUUGGCAUCAGAGAAGGCAAUGCCCCUCCCUUACCGAAAGCACAGUACUUCAAAGUAUAGUGAAUUCACAUGAUGGGAAAUUAUAGCAGCUGGAAACUGAUCACUAUGCACCUAUGUUUUAUAUGCAGCAGGGUUCUGCCCUUCUUUAGUUACUAGCUCACUAGCAACCAGUGCUGAUUAAUUACAAUUUAGGGAACUUUCUAAAAACACUAUCCAAGCUGUAUGGUCGUUAUUUUUCUAUGGCGGCUCUCCUAAGCCAUAUAGGUGGAGGGGCAACUGCGCAGCAAAUACGUUGGUGGGAUCCAUGUAACUGGCCUAGGGGCCAUAUGGUUGGGUUUUCCCAGCUGCUCGUAGAAUGGUUCCCAUGCAGCUAAGCUUGCAUGGAUUUCAGCUCACAUCUAUCUCCCUGCAAGGUGGUGGCUGAGCCUAGUGCAAGGGUAGUGAGAGAGGGGGAAAUGAGCAGCUGGCAUGCCACCAAAUAAAGACACAGGAGUCUGCAUGUCACUGGCCUGUUGGUAGGUGGGAGGCUGUGGUUGCUUUUGGAGAACUGAUGCUACUUCAAGGCUAGUACUGGCUAUCCAGGAGUCUUCCUACUGUCUCUGUUUGUUUCUCUGAUCUGGCUUGCAGUUCUGGCUGGGACACUGGUUUAAUCAACUAUCAUACCUUUUGAAGGUGGGCAUGUGAGGGGAAGGCAGAGAAUGCUCAGGCUUAUCACUUGUUCUUGCUCCAACAAACCAUAGUUGAACUGGGCUGGGAGAAGUAAUCUGACCUGGGCCUCAUUCCCUUACAAGGAAACAGAUGUCAUAAAAGGCUACCUUGAAACUUCCUACCACCUGGGGGGAGGGGGAGUGCAGAAGACUUCACUGUCAACUAGCACUUUAUUAGCAAAUGUAAGAAUGAAUCGAUGGUAGGUUUUUGUCAUUUAUAAUUUUCCCCCAAGCCAUUGCAGAUUGUUGAUUUCUCUUUCAGGGCAGAUGGUGGGUUCAGCUGCAUAGGACCGACCCGAAACUAUCGCUCGUGCAAUGUUAAGGUAAAUUGACCAGUGAGUUCUUUUAUGCUGCUGUUCUCCCUAUUACUUCAAGAGCCUCAAGAUUCCCCGCCCCCCGCCAGUUACAUCUGACACCUACUCAGUGUCUUAAGGAAGAUUACAAAUGAACUUCCUUGAACCAACUCUGUCAUAAAAACAAAUGGGCUAACAGAUGAGUAAAAGGACACCAUUCUCACCCUUUAAUGCAUGACAGCUAUUCAGAACUAAUUAACAUUAGCAAACAUUGAGUACAAGAAUGUGAUCAUUGAUAUAUACAAUUCGCUUCCCCCCUAGUUUCCUGACAAAUGGGAUUUUAUACUAUAUUGAACAACCUUUGUACAAUCUUUCUAUUGCACAACUGUACAGCGCAUGUAUUUACAUCUGCUUCUGAAUAGAGUAAUUUCUUUUAUAAACAUAUUAUGUAAGCACUCUGUUAUCCCUGGAUAGUAUUUCCUUGACUUUAGUUUUUUAUGUAUUUUGGGGAUGAAGUAGAGGUUGAACUGAGGUGAAAGGCUCUCAAUAAACUUUUGAAAAAUGGCUACGCAUGGAAAUUUUGAGUAGGCAGAAGAAGCAGUAGUAUCUGUGUAGUUCCCAUGAUUAUAUAAACAAGCCCAGAAAUGUGCUAUGUAGCCUCCACCGAAUAGAUGCCAUUUUCUGUUGAUCACCAUGAUCUUUAGUAGCCUUCCCUUUGAUAUUCAACAUUGCAUUUGAAAGACUCAUAUAAUGCAAGGUAGGAAGAAAGGCAUAAAAAAUAGAGGCAGAAGCCUGAACUCUGAAUGGGAAGGAAUAGAAGGUUUGAAUAGUUUUUCUCACUUAUUGUGCCCACUGACUAGCCUAAGAUCACUCAGUGAACUUCAUGGCUGAGUGGCAAUUUGAACCCAGGUAUCCAUGCACCAGCACUUAGUUCACUGGUUCCAGUUGCAUCCUGGUGAUAUCCAAAGUCUUUUGAAAAUGAGGAAGCAUAGAAUAAGUGGAUCCCGAACCACCUUCCAUAAGUUAGGCUGACUUGAAGAAAAUACAGAAAGCCACAUACAGGACAGUUCUUCCAAGCAAGAUGCUUAUCUUCUUCUAUUCCAGACUUUGUUCCAGAUAACAGAUUUCUUUCUCAUCCUUCCUAGAACUGUCCUGAGGGCUCCAGAGAUUUUCGAGCAGAGCAAUGUGCUGAGUUUGAUGGGACAGAAUUUCAGGGAAAGAAAUACAAGUGGCUUCCUUAUUAUGGAGGUAAUCCAUGGAUUUACUCUCUUACUCAAUGAUUAUGCAGUUCAUUUGACAUAGCAAAUUACGGAGAAAGUGAAAUGGCUUCUUUUAGAAUCAAAUCUCUGCUUGGACAGUACUGCAGUGUUACAUCCUGCAAAAACUGAUUAGAGUCCAUUGAAAUAGAUUUUGCAGGAUUUGUGGAGAAGUCCAGUUUGAUCACAAAUGGUAUGUAGGUGGCCUUGUUCCAAAUUUUGAGAGGUAUUGGGGUGUGUUCAUAAGGUGACUUGAAUAUAUUUUAAUUAUAUUUAAAGUGUAGCAUUGGUAACUCCUGGUUGUUGCUAGUCAGUGCUAUUUUUCUGGAAAAAGAGGUGCCUGAACUCACCAUGAACGCAUCCCUCAUUCUCUUAGAAUGGCAAUGGUGCCCAGCUGACGGGUGCCAGAACUGAGUUCUGGCAAGUUCUGACUGAAAAAAAGCCCUGUUGUUAGUCUAGCUAAUUUACCGUACUUUGUCUAUUCUUUUCCUGUUGCAAAGUUUCCCAUUCCAUCCCCAUUUGUCUAGUCCAAAAAUAUACUUUUCUAUGGGGAGUUGUUAUGCACUUCAGGAGAGCUGGCAUAAAAGUGAAAUCCAUGUUGAAAUGUAAAUACGCCCUUAGCCACUGGCAGAGGAAAAGGGGGUGUGGUGGAUGUGGGCCACCCCAGGUGUCAUCCCUGAGGGGGGGUGACAUCGCUGCGCUGCCGCCCCCGGGACGCUCGCCCCGCCCCUGCUAGCUCCACCUCUGCUCUCAGCAUAUCCCUUGAUCAGCUUUAAAACUACCAUAUGGUCCUUGACACAUGUACACAGAUACAGCAAAAGCAAAUCCUGCUUCAUUCAACAUGUCGCAGUUCAAUAAGGGUGGGCUGAUUCAAACCAGUAAUAAUAUACAGCCCAGCCUUUAAAUCCUUUCUCCAGGUACUGAUGACCAGGCUUUACCCUCUCAGUACUGAAAAAAGUUUUCUUCAUAGAAAGUGUGCUGUAAUAAACGGGAACCCCAAUGAAAGCCUUCUUCAGCUUGAUUCAGGGACUCAAAGAACAUGCCCUAUGCAGUUGCUUGCAUCUUUAUUGUGCAGUCACUUGUUUCAAUGAUGGUAGUUCCAUACUGCUUUUAACCAUUUUCUUGUGUUUUCACAUUGCUGUGCAGUGCCCUGGUAUUCUAUGGGAUAGAAGUAUUUAUAUAAAUAAAUAAAGCUGCACAACGUUGUAUGUGCCUUUGUGGGGGAAACAGAACAUGCAGAGUAACACAUUGCUUUUUCGCUUUCCUCUCCUCACAGCACCCAAUAAAUGUGAACUAAACUGUAUCCCAAAGGGAGAAAACUUCUACUACAGGCACAAAGACACCGUGACUGAUGGGACCCCCUGUGAGCCAGGGAAGCAUGAUAUCUGUGUGGAAGGAGUCUGCCAAGUAGGCCUUUGUUAUCUCUCUCUUGAAAACUGUGUCCGUCUUCCUCCCCCACCCCUUAUUUCCUUUCUCCCCCCUCUUUUGCUCUUAGUUCUCUUAUUUAUUAAUCAGAUUUGAUCCUAUCCUUCUUUUUAGAUGCUCACAGUAGUAUACCUGGGGUUAUCCCAUUUUACCCUCAAUUUUGAUCUGUAGCAGACGGUGUGAGGAGUGGGAUGACGACACUGCCGCUCAUUGACUUCUGGUGGGUUUUUACUGCAAAGGAGAGGGCUAAGGCAGAGACGAGGUCAGUACACUGCAAACAAACCAGCAGGAGUGCCCUAUUGGCUCUGCCAGUGCAUUGGUACUGUGCUGACCUUGCUGCCAGCUCACCCGUCUAUCUCUUGAUAAGCAGCAGGUCAGGUGAUCGGUGGCACCCCACCCCUUCCCAUCAUCCACUAUUGACUUCGUUUGGUAGGCUAGGCUGAUAGUGACUUGCCCAAUGUUAACCUGUGAGCUCCAUGGCUAAGCAGGGAUUUGAACUCUGGUCUGGAUCCUCAACCUUUUUUUUCUACUACCUGCUAGGAUGUUACCUCUUAAGAUUUGGCAAAUUCACUUUAAUUUAUGGGUACUUUAGAUACAUAGCAUGCAGACAACUUUUUGUGUGUGUGUGGCAUAUCUGCUCGUGCUUCAGAUCCUGCAACAUGUGCUCUCUGGGCUCCGGAAGGGGCAGAGCAUGGAAAUAGGAACAUGCUAGUUAUUAUGAGGCAGCAAACUCAACGGAGCUCUAUUGGACUCCCCAAGUACAUGAGGUGAAAGCCUUUGUUGGGCCUUUAAACCAGUGGUGCCUCGCAAAAGCAAGGGACUGGAACAAAAGGGUUUUCCCAGUUCUAUUAAGUAGUGGGUGGACAUAGCAGACGACACGUCUGUAGUUCUUUAUAAGUAAGCUGGAACUGAACUGAACAGCAAACAGCCCAGCCGGCCUGCUUUUAUAGGCAGCCAGCUGUCAACAUUGUAACGACAACAGCCCAGGGUUUCCCCACGUAAAUUAACUGACAUGGACCUGAGUGAAAACUAUAUACACAAUACACCCUGGUGGCCAGGGUGAGAACUUCAAUGCAUAACAAGUACCUCUGGGAAAAGCAGCAGGGAAGUCUUGUGUACAGUGGUACCUCGGGUUAAGUAUUUAAUUCGUUCCGGAGGUCUGUACAUGACCUUAAACUGUUCUUAACCUGAAGCACCACUUUAGCUAAUGGGGCCUCCUGCUGCUGCCGCGCCGCCGGAGCACGAUUUCUGUUCUCAUCCUGAAGCAAAGUUCUUAACCUGAAGCACUAUUUCUGGGUUAGCGGAGUCUGUAACCUGAAGCGUAUGUAACCUGAAGCGUAUGUAACCCAAGGUACCACUGUAAUCCAAAACGGUCAGAAGCCACCUUGCUGUUAAGACUGCUUUGAGUUCCUGCAGCCCCAUCAAUGACCGCUAGAGGACACACAAAGACAAAAAAGAAACAAGCCCUCUUUAAUGGGGUGAGGGCAGGUGAAGUGGGAUAGAGGUUCCUGCUCCCCCUCCUUGUAUUAUGCUCUGACUUUCCUCCCAAGAGAGGUAAACAUGCACUUCCAUCCCUUCCCUGUCUUUGACUUUCUGGGGCUCUUGGCUUCCCCCCUUGCUUGGUCACCUGCUCAAGGCUGUCUUUGCUGUUUGGCCUUUCCCACAAGGGUUGGAGGAUUAGGUGAAGGGGACAGGGCAUGUAAAAUGACCUUUCACCUUCCCUCAUACUUUGGUUGACUGCCUACUUUCUGUUUUAGCUACAGCAGCUGUGGGUUUCUUUUGUGAGGGAGAGUGUUGGCUCAUGGAGGAGCUGCUCUUUUGGGAAGCGUGAGGCAAGCAGGCAGCUACCGUGGGGCACCGUUCUGGCUGUGCUCCAUUUCAUUAUAGAUUUUAAUAUCUAAACUUCAUUAAAAUGGCCAUUUUUAUGGUCGGCAAAAGGAAAAAAAAACACCACAGCCAUCUUUUUUUAGAAGCUCCGGUCCAUACAAAUGCCAGAUGUAUUUUCAUCUCUGGUGUUUCUUAGCUGUCCAAGUUUAAGAGUUGUCUUUUCCCACAAAGCAAUUAUGUAAUAUAUUACUCACGUAUUUGAAACUUGAGCUGCCAAGGAAGACUAGUGGCUGAAAUGUGUCUGGCGUUUGGAUGAUAUUGCUUAAAUUUUAAAAGAAUACAGACACAUUUUUCAACUGGACAUGUUUAUGCCUCAGGGGGAUACUCUGAUGAAAGUUAUUUUAUUUUAUUGAACAAGAUUGCUUAAUAAAAAAUCUCUUAAGGCCCCAUUUGCACAAUACACUUAAAGCAGCAUUGUACCAUUUAAAACAAUCAUGACUUUUCACAAAGAAUCCUGAAAACUGUAGUUUGUUAUGACUACAGAGAGCUUUUAGGAGACCCAUUAUUCCCCUCAGAGAGCUAGAGUUUCCAGAGACAUUUAACAAUCAAUCCCUCUUCCUGGGGAACCCUGGGAAAUGUACUCCUGGGAGGGGAAUAGGGGUCUUCUAACAACCUUCAGCACCGUGAACAAACUACAGUUCCCAGGUCUCUUUGGGUAAAGCCACAAUGGUUUAAAGUGAUAUGAUACUGCUUUAAAUGUAUAGUGCAAAUGGGGCCUAAGUGGUGUACAUAAAAUGACAUAAAUUAUUAAUUAAAAUAGCAAUAACAGCCCUUUAAAACAGUAAACUUUUGUUUGUUUGUUUGCUUGUUUGUUUGUUUGCUUUCUUGUUUGCUUUCUUGCUUUUUAUAUAAGAUAAGAGUUAGAGGCAUAAAAUCAACAGAUUUAAAAAACAAAUGUACUGUACAAUAUAAAAUUAAAUGGGACUUCCGGGGAGGCGCCUCUGGCAAAGGCUGGAUUCCUCUGAUCGGGAGGAAUCAGCUCCAUGGAAAUCUGGGUCUGGCCGCCACGGCGAAGGCGGAGACCCGUUAAAAAUCACAGGCGGGAGAAGCCUGUGAGCGUGGGAUUCGGCGGGCACCCUUUGCGCCUCCCCCACUCGCGGGGAAACCCGGUUUCGGGAAUCCGGAGCGACGUGGGGUGAGCGGCGCGGUGCUUCGAAUCAUCUGCUUCUUCCACGGAGCGAAGCCGCAUAGCUGUUGCCGGAGAGCGCUGACUUUUUCCUGUGGACAAUUUGACUCUAAAGUAACUACCCGUGAGUAGAGCUUAAUUGGGAAAAUUGGAUUUUUUUUUUUAAAAAAAGUCUAAUUUGGCAUCGAAAUGGGGAAGGUUCAAUACAGGAAGUCCGCCUUCCCCUUUUGUAAACAGACUGAAGCAAUUGAGGCUGCAAGCUGAAGUCUUGGAAAGCCUUUUGUAAAAGACUAAAUUUCCAUAAGUAAAGAAUAUAAUCCCCCCCUUGGAGGCAGGAGAAGAGGGGGGAGGGAAGUUGUGAACUGAGUUUGCCUGCGGAAGAGACCAAGAGAGGUAAAACACCACCGCUCGGACCCUGGGAACGGGCUGCUAGAAGGUCCGACGUUUUGGUGAGACGUUUAUUGACAGUGCUUGGAUCGUGUUGACAGCUAGCAUAAGAGAAGACACAUUGUUUCUACUGUUUCCAGCAGUGAAAGUAACUGAAAAUUGAAAUUACUUUUGGGUCGUUUGAACUGUGCUUUAAGAGGAUAUUAUUUAUCAAUACAAAUAGAAACUGUUUCCCUCUAGUGGAAGUUCUUGAAACUGGCGGCCACAUAAGAUCCGGGCUGGGAAAUUUCCAGUUGUAAGAUAAAAACCGUGAGACUGUGAGUUGACCUUGAAUCUAUUGAGUGUUAUGGCAGAUGCGAAAGACGGAAUGUCGCCAGAAGAGGCCUUAGUGAUUGUAUUAGUGAAAAUAAAUGAUUCGCUGGAACAGCUUCACAAGAAAAUGGGUGUGAUAAAUAUGAAAGUGGAUGCUGCAAAUAUUAAAAAUGAUUUAAUGGUAGAAAGUCUAAAUAACCUGGGACAAAAGGUGAAUACCAAUACAGAAACCACCCAGAAAUUGAUACAGGAAUCUAUCCUGAUAUGGCAAACUGCGGAUGAAGUUAAGGAGAAAACCCUCGCUGCUGAAGUUAAAGCAAUUCAACUGGAGAGAGAGAGAGUCCCAUCCAUACAAGGACAAUUUGAUGAAUACGAGCUGACACUUGAUAUGACUGAACUUAAAGAGGAACAGAUGAAAUUGAGGAUCAGAGCCCUACCCGAGGAAAAGGAAACCUUGAUAGAGUUUCAGGAGGAGAUAGGACUAACAUUGGUUGAGAAAGAGAGGUAUUGGGGGGUUAGUAUGGCUGCCAGAAAUGUGAAUUUAUUCAAGGGCAACUGUGAAGGAUGUUGGCUUGAAGAGAAGGGGGAUUUGGAAAUAGAGCUAAAUUGGAAGUUGCUAUUGUUGGGCCGAGUUGCUGUGGUGGGGACGAGGGUUGCGGUGAUGUCGGGGAUGUUGCUUUUGUUUUAAACAUUGCAAGUUUUGGAUGGGAGGGAUUGUUUCAGGAGGUGGCAGAGGGACGUCUCUAGAUUUGUAUGGCAGGGCAGGAAGCCUCGAGUAAAAUUUAAGAUAUUAACGGAUGCUAAAGAAGGAGGUGGACUUGCCCUGCCAGACCCCUAAUUUUUGUUGUGAAUCAUCUGCUUUUUGCUGGCUGAGAGAAUCGGCAGAAUCCGAGACCAGCGAGAAGAGCUGGUGGAAGAAGACUGGAAGUUUAAAGACCAUUUAUAGAAAUAUUGCAAAAUUAAUGAAUGUUAGAACAAAGUGGGAAUGAAGUUAUAUGGCUUUAGCAGAAAUGUUAUAAGGAAUUAAGUAUAAAUAGAUUAAUUGAGCAUUAAAGGGAAUAAAAUAAGGUUAGAAUGUGUUAAGUUAAUUAUAGGAUAGAAAACAGAGGAAGAUGGAAAGGAAUUGCUGAAAUAAUUAAUUGAUGUGGAAUACAAAAAGGGAGGUGUGAGGAAGUCAUGGAAAUAAGCGAAUGAAAGAUAUGACAUUGAAAUUGUUUAAAAUGGUUUUUGUUUUGUUUUAUUUGUCUUAUGUGUUAGUGAUUUGUAGUGUUUUUGCAUUGUAUUGUGUUGUUUUUUGUUUGUUGUUUCUUUUUGCUUCUUUGUUUGUAGUGUUUAAAUUUUUGGAUGUAUUGUAUUGUAUUGUUUUGCUUUGUUUAACUCUUUUUCUUCUUUUUGUAAUCUUUAAACUCUUAAUAAACAUUAUUUUAAAAAAAUAAAAAAAAAUAAAAUGUCUGGGUAGGCUUGCCUAAGCAAACAAACAAAAGUUUUAAGCAAGUGUCAACCUGUACAACAAAGCUGCUUUCCUCAUAUCUACAGGUUGGAGUUCUAGAGAAUAGGUGCUGCCACACUUAAAGACUGAUUUUUUUUCCUUGCAAGUGGAUAUGGUUAAUAGUCAUGACCACAAGACUAUUGCUUUACCCACUAUGCUACCAUACGUAUGCAUUUUCUCAACCUGGAGUCAGACAGUAGUUCUUUCUUCCAGAGAUUUGAAGGUGGGUUGAAAGAGAAAUUGAUGCUUGCUGUGCGUAUAUUUAUCCCACUGUUCUUGUGAUAACAGGUUUUGCAGAUUUGUUGUGUUUCAAAAACCUGCAAAACGUGUUUGGACCAGAGGCAAAUGUAGGUCAAAAGGAAACAGAAGUAAAGAGGUGCGCAAAACAUUUCUAAAAACUGUAUCCAGUCUGAUUCUUCCAGUCCUUGGUCUUGGUAUGAAAUGUAGGCCUUUCCUUUAUUUUUUUCUCAUGAAGGCAUUCCUUGACUGGCCUUCUGAGUCAUACUUGCAUUUUGGUUCACACUCUGCUGUUUUACAGGCCGUUGGCUGUGAUAACAUUCUGGAUUCUUCCAAGAAGGAAGACAAGUGCCUACAAUGUGGCGGAGAUGGCAGAGCCUGUUUCGAGGUGAAGGGCUUCUUUGAUGUGCCCAACCUCCCUAAAGGUACAGAAUAGCGUAUCUUCCACAACAGCUCAGUAGUGAGAUAGCAAAAAAUGCUUGGGCUGGGUCUGGCGGGGAGAGAUUCCAUUGUGCUUCUUCAUCCAUUUAUAUCUUCAAGGCCCAAGGAGCUGAAGCACAGAAAGGCCUUGACUGUAUCAGUGCAGAAGCUUGAUGCAUCCUUAGCACCACUGCUUUGGGUUGUAACUUAUCAAUUACGUGGCUGGGCUGCUUUAUGGGCAAUAUGAAUCUGGAUACAACCAAUCCAAAAGCGACGGAGUAGUUACAAGUGGAUUUAUGUCUUCUUCCACUUGCCUGCUUAUUCAUUCUGAAAAACACCUUCUGCACAUGAAAGGGCAACUUUAGCCUGCCUUCCUUGUCUAUUACCAUCUGCCUUAGUAAGGAGAAUUUACUGUGCCUGACUUGCUGCACUUUCUUUAGGCUACAAUCAAAUCUUCAUCAUUCCCAUGGGGGCCACGAGCAUCCGGAUUAAGGAAGCGACACCUACCAGGAACUUCUUGGGUAUGUACAACAGUUUUUCUAUUGCUCUGUGUUAAAAGAGAGAGCGGGGGGGGGGGGGCUUAAAGCACAUAAUUCCCAGUUCAUUCACUCAAUUGUGCACUUAACUUAAUUCUAUAUUAAAUUAACUUAAUUCUGCAUAUUCAGAAAUUUCACAUGGUACAGUUGUCCUGGGACUAUACCACUCAGAAUGCAAGUGGAAGAUAGCUCAGUUCAUGGAUGAGAUUGGGAUAUAAGUAACAAGGUUGGCCUUGCAGAGAAAGUCUGGCAGUGGGCCUCUGUCUGCUACAAAAGCAAGAUACUUGGACAAGAGAGCAACUGAUGUCAGCUGCCUAAGAAUACUGGCUUCCCAUGGCGAUUUGAUUUCACAGCAUUUGUUCAAUGUUGCACACAGCUCUCAGUAAACUUUGUAAUAUAUCAAUAAACCCUGAAGCUAUUGACAUCCUUUUUUUAUGGGAUGCACAGUAAUAACAACCAUGUAACAACAGAGGUGUAUUCUGGAUGUGGAUAUUAGUCUUCUAUAAUGAGCCUGAAAUGAGCCUAGUUUGGUUUCCAAAUUAGACAGCUUUUACAUUUCCCCCCUUGUGCCCUCUGGCUUUUUUCCCCUCCCCCUCAGCCAUCAAGAACGCGCAAGGGGCAUACUAUCUGAAUGGCCACUGGACGAUUGAGUUCAGCCGUGCCUUGCAUGUUGCUAGCACAGUUGUGCAUUAUGACAGGGGUUCUGAGGGGGAUCUGGCUCCUGAACUUCUUCACGCCAGGGGCCCAACUACUGAGCCCUUGGUCAUUGAGGUAAGCCCAGUUUCCUGUUUUGUAUAUUCCCCUCCUCUUCCAGCUUCCACAGAGGGGGUGCUCAGCAUUAUUCCCAGAGGGAACUGCGGGACCUUAAAUAAAAAUGCAAUGCCAUGUAGAUUGAAGGGAGAAUAGCCAUUUCUUGGCCAAAAAACCAACAGUGAGGGUGAAUAAGAGAACUUGUAUCUAUGUUACCUACACAACUGUGCAUUAAGAUCCAUUUAGAUUAUUGCCUGUUGCCGAAAAGAGGUGCGGGGUACGCCCUAUUCCCCAGCAAGAAAGCAGUUCCUUCUUUUAAUUGAAGGAAGACUCUUCUUUGUGAAAAAGGAAAGGCAUAAAGUAGACCCUGGGUGGGAAGGACAGUCCCAAACUGGACAUGAGCAGUGGAUAGAAAAGGAGUGUGCUUUGGCAAGGAUCUGGGUGUUAGGUGUAGUUUAUACCUAGAGCAGAUGAAGCGAGGAAAGUUCCUGAGCUGUAGCAUUCCAAUCAGCAGAUGGGUGAUCACAUGGAUUAAUGCCUCUCAGCGAACACAAGCCCAGUUCCAGGAAUGGUUUUACCACCUCAUCUGCCUUUUUGAGGUGAACCGGGCCAACGCCAGAUAACACAGCUACAAGAGUGAGGAAAGCAGUUAUUUGCAUUACACCUUAUUUGCCUCUUCCCUUUUCAGCUUAUCAACCAGGAGCCAAACCAAGGGGUACAUUAUGAAUACUACCUGCCAACACAAAGGCAGAGCUUGGGCUACAGCUGGGCCUAUGGUUCCUGGGGCGAAUGCAGUGCUGAGUGUGGUGGAGGUAAGGACCUAUCAUAGGAUGCUAACUCCACACGGGAGUUUAAUGUGGAUUUGAAGCUGCAUGUGCCUUGAAUUUUUCAUUGUCAUUCACAUGCCAUUUUCAGCAUCCAACUGGCAGCCUGCAGCAAACUCGGAUUUUUCCAAUUUAGGGAAAAUCCAAAAAGGGAAGGAGAUCUAUUAUAAAAGCAUUCGCCAUCUGGCUGUGGAUACACUGAAGAGCAUUAUGUGGGCAGCUACUGGUUUCAGUGAUGCCAUUUGAUGCCACACCCCCUAUUUCCAUCUUGCUUCUGUCAGGCAUAAAAUUGAAAGCAGUCAUGUGUGGAUGAAGGCACACAAGAUGACAACACAAAAACAGCAACCCACAUAUGUGUGAAUGCUCUCAUGUGGACACAGCCUUCUACUUAAAUUUUGCUUCUUGGGUUCGAUGAAGAUGAUGGAAUGCUUUAUUGUUCUUAGAUGUAUAGUGUUUCUAAUCUCUCUGUAGUUUUAACUGCUGCUGUGGAUGAGUGGCGGUAACCAACAUCCUUUGCUGUUUUUCUUUUAUAGGUUAUCAGACACGCUUGGUCUUUUGCACUAUUGACAAUGAAGUAUAUCCAGAUUAUAUGUGCAGAGAUAAACCACAGCCAGAAAACAACCAAACUUGUGGCCUUCAGCCAUGUCCCCAGACAAAACGGUAAGACUUGAUUUGGCUUCCCUGCCUGGUUUGAACCAUUAGAUUUAUGAACCUGGCAAUUCCGAAAUCCCCAGGCAGUGUCUCUCUUCUGCCCUUAAUGCUGUCAUUGGAAACAUAGAUAAGGAGAAAUUGUGGCUCCUAAUAUGCAUGAAGAUGAUAAACAGAUCGUUGUUCAAGACAAUUCUUUGUGCUGACAAGCUGUUAUGGGGUGGUUUUAGUAUCUUUGAAAAUGCUAAAAAGGACAGGGCAAAAACCUCAGUCUGAAGGAUCAUAGAACUUCUUCAAGCUAAGUUGGAGGCUGGGGUCAUGCUGGAGAGCAGCCAUUGUGGUGAAUACAAGUGACAAGUCCCUAUGUGGGGAACUAAUUUUUAAUUUCAUGCAGAGGUUAUUUGGACGUGAUUAUUUGCAGAGAUAUGGAAUGGUUUUUCUGUGUCCCGGUACUGAAUUUUUAACAUAGGAAUGGGAUUUAUGCUCAGGAUAGUGUACAGAUUUUAAGGCUUCCCUUCAAAUUGCCAUAUGAUACUUCCCUUGCGGAGAGAGAUGGGCUGUAGAGCUUUUCCACUUUCAGAACUUCUCAGGAUCCAAAGCCAACUUCCAGUGUGCCAUUUUAUGGGUCCUUGUAACUAGACUAGCACAAACAAAUCUGCAUCAUUGCGUACCCAGUUCAAUGCAUCAGCCAAACAUCGGAGAUCUGUGAAUGUAUCACUGAUGUAUUUCUUCGUGUUGUCUCUAAAUGCAAGGGCAGGAGGGACAACUUGAGUUCAUAGGGUAGAAGUAGGUGGGUUUAACUUCACUCACACACACACACACACGGUUAUCUCCAUUUCCUCCCACUCUUGCAGCUUCAGUUAGCUGUGGAGAUUGGGGGGGGGGACCCAGACACCUGCAAUAAGAUACCUGAAAACCUUCCAUGGCUAAUACUUUGGGGAGAUGCUUCAGGGAACUGGUACAGGAAGGAAGGGUCAGCUGCCACUCCCCCAAGUGGCCUUGAUCCAAAUUGGACCCCAACUCCAUAGCAGCCUUUUUAUUUAACAACAACAACUCACUCACCAGGGCUGCAUGAAUAAAUUUUCAACAUCUUGUCUAGUUUGGCCCUAAAAGACAAUGUGCAGUCAUGCUGUAGCAGGCAACCCCAGAUGUCUAUAUAUUCACUUUUGGCUUUAAAAUCUUUGUUCUAUAUAUAUAAAGGAUAUCUUACCUCUAUCUGCCGGGAGCAUGGAGCCGCAACACAGCAUGGAGCUUACAAACAAAGAGGUAACAAGGAGAAAGUGAUUGCAGAGGCCCUGCUCAGCUCCUCUUUCCCUUUUCCCCACCUACAACAGUGGUCUUCAAACUUUUUUAAAUUGUGCAGAACAAAUUCGUGCAUAUUGCCAAGGAACUCUGGGUUGUGUUCUGAGUUGCACAUUCAGUUCAUGUGGAUGAUGUGGUAUCCUGGCCAUUCCUGUGGAGCUUCACCAUUGCCCACUGCAAACUGAGUGUGUGCCCCCAGACUGCAUCCAUUGGCUGCACGUGGCAGGACCAAUUUGCUAAUAAUGGACAAGCUGUCUUUAAGGGCAGCCAUACACCAAAGAACCCAGGGCAAGUUUCUGAGGAGUGCCAGGGUUCAUAGGUAUAGCAGGGGGGCAGCUGCCUCCUAAAUCAAUACAAAUCUGAGGUUCUGCCCCCCUAACAAAAGCCUCCCCCCUAACAAAAAUCCUGGCUACGCUCAUGCCAGGGUUCUUAAGGAUAUUGUUUGAAAGCCACUGUUCUAGAUUGCUUAGAGGAGCUUUCCUCCUUGGUGACGGUCUCAGUGGCUGCUUAUAGCUUUGGCUUUCCUCUGUAAAGCAUGAUAGGGUGUGGGAGAUGCUGGGGAAAUGGAGCUUUGCCUACCUAGGAGUGGCUGACCUGUGGUCAUCCAUCCUUUCCCAUUGGAUAUGCUGGCUGGGGCUGAUGGGAGCUGGACAGGGACGGCCUAACUUCUCAUGUCUAUGCACUGGUAUCCUUUAGAUUGUGAUUACUCAGGCUGCCUUUGAAGAUGGUUGAGAAACUGCAGCUGGUGCAGAAUUCUGCAGCCAGAUUGUUGGCUGAAGCAGGAAGAUCCAUACAUAUAACACCAAUUCUGGCAUGAUUGCGCUAGCUACUGAUGGGUUUCUGGGCUGAAUUCAGACCUAUAAUGCCUCAUGUGGCUCAGGAACCCAGUACCUUGAGGACCACCUCUCCUGACAUGAACUAACCUGGACCCUGUGAUCGCCAUCUGAGGCCUUUCUCUAUGUGCCCUCUUCACAGGACGCCCGGAGGGUGGCAACGCAAUAAGGAGGCUUUUCGGCUUUAUUGUUAUCUAUUUUGUAGACACCAAAUAGCCUUUUUACCUGGGCUUUGGGCCCUUAAUUUGAAAGGUUUCAGGUAUUUGUGGCCUCUUAGGGCAGGAUCUGUAAGAACCGACUUAUCUGUAUGGAUGUGUUUGUGUAGAUGUGUUUGGCUGUGUUUGUUGUAAUUGGUUUUAGUGUUUAUAUUGUUUUUGUAAGUUGUGGGUAAAGUGACAUAAUAAUAAUAAUACAAUGAAGAAGAAGUUGCAUUAAAAUUAUCCUAUGCUGUUCUCAGGAUGGGGAAGAAAUUUCAUUUCAUUGCACUGAUCAUUGGCCAUUACAUCAUAAAAGCAUUUGCCACUGGGUGGCACCAGGCAAAAUUCCUCCUGGCAUCUAGGACCAAGAAAAAUGUUCAGACAGUGUUUCUAGUUUGCAGUCUUUUUUUGUAUUGUAUGACCAUGAUAACAGAGCUGACUAGAUUGAUCAUCUGCCAACUGAGUUUAUUUUUAUCAAUAGACUUCCUUUGGGAAGCUGACCUCCAGUCUCAAGGAAACUCUUGCAUAGCAUCACUUUGGGUCUCCUUCCCUGCCGUGAUGGGUUGAGUUUAUUUUACUGCAGCUUGGAGGACUGAAUUGUCCAUUACUGCUCAGUAUAGACAAAUGGCUAUUGACUGCAAGUACAAUAUUUUCCUUCUGAAUAUAGAUCUUGCUACUGUCAACUUUGUGACGGAAGUUCUUUGGAAGGUUGGGAGGGUUUAAUGUCAAAGGAUGCAGAUAGAAAAGCAUUUUAUUUCAGGAAUGUCAGGUCUAGGUAGAGGAAACUUUGUUAGUCUUGGUGUCAAACUAGACAGGUCACUGGAAAAUAUGUAAGCAGUCUCCAGAGGGUUCCCCUCGCCCAAAAAAUGCCAUAUGCCGAAUCACAUCAAAGAAUCAGUAGAAUGCUUAACACUUUCCCCCCGGACCAUUUCUCUAAUAAUGAAAAAUAAAGAUAGGUCACAGAAGAAAGGUUAUCAUAAUUCAGAAUUUGGAGAUUAUCCUUUGUUGGAGUAUAUAUGACUUUUUGCUUUUUCUCAACAGUAAGUGCACCUUUGCUUUAUCAAAGCCAGUUCAGUUUCUUUCUGUGAGAGAGACUUCCACAGUACCUAACAGCUUCCACCGCUGAGGCAUCCUCUAGCCAUUCAGUCUGAAACUAUCCUCUUAAUCCAUUCCAUUCCUCCUAGUACCAUCAUCUUUUAAUCUGCGGUCAUACCAUUUUAAAUGCUUUUAGAUACUUUUCGCUGUCACCCAAGUUAUUCUUUUUUGAAUUCAAUUACUUGAAAGUGGUAAGCCUCCCUUUAGUCCCGUGGAUUUUCUUGCUGCCAGCGUUGGCUUCUUGGUUUCUUGAGAGAUGCUGCUUCUGUAUUUACAGAUGGAAGAUUGGGGAAUGGGGAGCUUGUUCUGCCACCUGUGGAGGAGGCACCCAGACUCGUUCCGUUUAUUGCGUCUCCCACCACGGACCGGGUUCUCAAAAUGCUGUGGAUGAUGCCGAGUGCGCAUCCUUGACAGAGAGGCCGCGUAGCACACAGCCUUGCAACAUGCGUCAGUGUGCAGCAUGGACCACAGGGCCUUGGUCUGAGGUGAGUUUGUCCUACAGGUUCAGUGAACAUAUAUAGACGGUAUAGCCCAGUUACCUCAGUGGCUUGAGGAGGAAAAGAAAGCACAAGCUCACCUACUCCUCCCAUUUCACACUCUUGAGUCUCCCCUCAUGUAUCAUCACUUUGCCUGUGCCUCUUUGCUCAUGAGGUGGAUUCCGCCUCUCUCCGCCUUGAGAGAAAUCAACAAUUCAGGCUUACACAGACUGAAAAGACCUUCCCUCUCACCAAAGAACAUGGGAAUAGUAAUUUUGUGAAAGAAGCUAGAGCUAUGUAACAUAAUUAUGAGGAUGUUCACCUGGAUUUGGGGAGCAAGCCAUGACAGUUAAAUUGGUAUAAAACCAAUAUAAAUACUUAAUUCUUUGAAUUCCUUCCCAAAAUGUAUUUCUUUGGCAAAGCUUUAUUUUAGUCACGCUUGUUUCACCAUCUCUGAUAAUCGGUUGUCAUUUACUGAAGUGUGUAUUUUAUGAAUUGCUUUCCAUGAAACAUCCCCAUGAGCCAUCACCAGGCUGGCCUCAUGAGGCAGCUAGUUGUUGUUAUUUCCAGCCAUUGCUAAAUUCAUGAAUUUAUGUUUUUACUCAAAUUCUGACCCUUCACUGAAUGCAGUGUUUAUUGGGGAGGAGGUCUGCCCAUGUACUGCAAAAUUUGCAGACAUGUCAAAACCAAAGUAUAAUUAUGCUUCAAUCAGUAUGUUAGUCUGGAAGCAGGAAAUUAGGUGGUCCAAACAACAAUUUCCUUGAUCCCUAUUCCUAAUUUUUGCAUUAUUCCUACCUUUUAUAUCUUGAAUAAAUUAAAAGCUCUUUCAGUAGGCAUACCUUCAAUUUAUGUAUUCUAUACAGCACUGUAGCACAAUUGGAUGGUAUGAAAAUGGCUAGUAGGAAAGAGUUUUUAAAAAUUGGUGCUAACUCUCACAUGUGUUUAUGCAUGUGUAAUGUAUGUAUACAUACACUUAUGUACACAGACACAACAAAUAUGGUACAUAAAUGUAUAUGACAGGUAUAAUGUAAAUGAAUAUUACCAAAAAUUCCACCUCUGAGUUAUUCUUCCCAUCCAGAGGAAGCUUAACCAUAGAACGUCUCACACACUGAAUUACUCUUUCUGGGACAAGAGGAUUUCUGAAAACUUUUAACUUGAAAUGAUGCCUUCAAAAUGUGGAGUGAGCAGACCAAAUAAAUGCAAUAGAUGUUGCUGUUGUUUAAUCGUGUCCGACUCUUCGUGACCCCAUGGACCAGAGCACGCCAGGCACUCCUGUCUUCCACUGCCUCCCGCAGUUUGGUCAAACUCAUGCUGGUAGCUUCAAGAACACUGUCCAACCAACAGUGACUGUCAUUUAUUUAAUUUUUACAGUGCACAGCUAGUUGUGGGGAAGGUAUUCAGACCCGGACUGUAAACUGCAUGUCGGAGCUGGGCACUCGGACUCUCGAAGUUGCCUGCUUGACACAACCAAAACCUUCACACACCCAGUCCUGCACUGGUGAGAAUUGUAUCCAAGAGAUCGGCUGGCAUAUUGGAGACUGGGGACUGGUAAGCAUUUCAACAAUUUCUGCCUACUUUGCUAUAGGUAAAAAAGGUACCUAUACUUCGCUAUACCCCAGUUUAUCUGUCCAUUGCUGCCCAUCUCCUCUCUGCUGCCUCUUUCAGGGCAUUUCCACACUAGGGCAUUAAUUCAUAUGUAGAUCUUCACACAUGAAUGUUUUGCAUGUUAUGCACUUGAAAUCCGUCUCAGUGUUUUCAUUCUACAGUAGUGGGUGGUUCUUGAUGGAAUAUGUUCAUGCUGUGUGCUAUCCCCUCCCGACAGUGAGUACUUCUCCGCUUACCACAGACCACUGUGAGCAUACACACAGAUAUCUGUUUACCUGUGCUUGCCCACUUAUAUUUUUAUAUAAGAUUGGCACAAAGUACAAUAAAUAAUUAUUUUAAAAACAAAAAUGUCGCUCCAAGCCAAGCAAUGAUUUUGAGUUGGUUGCAUGAAAGGCUGCAACUUCCUUUCCUGCCCCUUUCCUUUCCUACCUUUUGUAUCAGCAAGGGUAAAUUUUAUGUUUAUUUUUAAUGCAGCUGCUUUGUAGAAGAUCAGCUCUGCACAAAAGAACCCCCUUAAAAAUAAAAAUAUCACUUAGCUGCCUUCAGAAACAACCAGUGGAAAAAGGCGGGCUGAUUUUUUUGCCUUUGUGCAAAGAAAAUGGAAGUAGGGGGUGUGGCAGUGAAAUGACAUCACACAUGCUUUGAAAAUAACACCUGCUUGCACAAUGAGCUUCAGUUGGGUAACAUGGAGUUUUAUAUUGGAUUUUCUUCCAUUACCAGAUUAUCUGUGGAUUACGAAAAUCCAAAUUUAGCAGGGGGGAAGUGUGGGCUGCCGUUUGGGUGAGGAGAAUGUUGUGUGGACAGUGGAAAGAAAAACAGAGACAUAAGCAGCUUCAAAUCCACACAUUAAAUUCCAAUGUGGACAACCCCUUUACAAGACCGGUUUGCAUCAACAUAGCCUUUGUUGAACCUCUGGAAUAAUGGAAACUAAAGUGAGAAUGAGAUCACCUCAAGCAUGGUCAAUAGGUAGAGUUGUUGUAUUAAGAGACAACCCAGACAUUAUAAUUUAUAGCCCAGCUCAACCAUACAUGCCUGUGGAAAGUGCUGGUGAAUGAAGCAUGCUCAGAUUAUCACUUUCUCUGGGAAUUUGUUUGUUUCAUAAAAUUUAUACACCACUUGACUGUAAAGUAUAGAGAAGAUACAAUUGGAGCCAACAUAAUUUGUAAAUUUGUCUGGGACUAAUUUAUCCCAUGACAUGUGUCAGGGCUGCCUCAGGUCUCAGCUCACAAAAGACCAACGCCAAUCUCUUCUUAUAUUCAAAAGUGUUUAUUGGAGUUCAUUGUUUGCUUCACAUCCGAGGCGCGCAGCCCCACGUCUGUUACGCUUAGACCGUUGAAGUCCCCUCUGAGUCAGUCCCUCCCCUGCACCAGUUUAAGAGGCUUGCGCUGCUCCACCUCUUCCUCUCUUUUCUUUUCCGCAGGGUCUUCCUGCCCGCUGGGGUUUCGCCCCUCCUGGAUUCCCCUGACGCGGAAUCCCCAGAUUGCUCUUCCCCCCUCCUGCGGGCUUUGGGACCUGGCCCCUCCUCCGGGCUUCCUGUACUUCCGCGCGCCUCUACAUUUGAACUUGGCGCGCGCGCCCAACCUCUAACCUUCCUUUUGACAGUUACACUACUCCCUUCACUACUCCCCUCCCCUUCCGAGAGGGUGGCUUGCUCCGACCUCCCUCCCUUCUCUGCUGCCGGAGCUGCUUCCCCUGAUACACUGGAACCUCCACCCCCUUCGCUGCACUCUGGCGGGGAGACUGGUCCUGACGCCCAGCUGCCACUUUGGGAUCCCCCGCUGGCCCCCUGCUCCUGACACGUCCCCCUGGGGCUCCCUGGCCCUGACCACCGGCGCCCCUUCUGGGAAUCCUCUGAUUCGCUGGAAAGACUCAUGGAAUCUCUUGAGUCAUUGUCAUCCUCUUCCUCGCUGUCCUGGGAUUCAUCCCCAUCGCUCUCCAUCUCCUGCCUACCCUGUGCCUCUGUCCCUGAACCCCUGACAACAUGGAAAUAAUUUUUCCAUUUAUCAUUUUAUUCUUCCACCAAGGCCUACAACCUACUAGCAGUUACCUGCUCACUACCUGAAAAUUCAUGUUUUAACAUCUGCUACCAGAAACUCAUAGGGUUACUCAGGAUAGUGUUACUCUUGUAACGUUACUCUCUCGGGUUACAGCCCCCUAGUAACUCGGCUUGCACUUUGUGAUCUAGUGCUCAAAGAGCUGUGACUCAGGCAUCCGAACGCGCCAGGUCAUGUGUGCAGACGGGGAUUCCAAGUUCUACAACCACGAGAUGUGCCGGGCCAUCCAGCCGCAGAUACCAGCCAUGCUUGGAACAUGCAACACCCAGCCCUGUAAUCUGCCGCAGCGUAAGUGAAAGCUAUCAGCUGUCCACAACCCCCCUUGGUUCUUUUCCUCCUUUUAAGGUGCUAUUCCUACCCAGUAUCCAUUUUUGGACACCUGGGCUGUUAGAAUGCAUAGUACCACCACCUUUACGUAACAGAUUCAGCAUUGGGUGUUGUUUUCUUUUGCUGCUCCUAAACCAUGGGUGGGCAACGUCUUCUCUUUGUUAAAUAAAGGCCCGUUGACCCAUGGGAGAAAUCAGUUGGGGGCCUGAGCCAAAGAUGGUCAGAGCUGCAGCCAACGGUGGGAGGACCCAGUAAUAAACUGUGUAUGGGCCCCUCCAGAGAUCUAUACAGUGGAUUAAAUUAUGUCAUCAGGGGUGCAAGAGGGCCUAGGAGCCUCCAAGCUGGCCGCAGCAGAUUGGGUCUUCCCUGCUCAAUGUUGGAAUCACUGAGAUGCCAUCAGGAUAGCAACAAGGUCUAGAGCAGCCUUUCUCAACCUGUGGGUCCCCAGAUGUUGUUGAACUACAACUCCCGUCACCCCUAGCUAGCAAGGCCAGAGUUCAGGGAUGAUGGGAGUUGUAGUCCAACAACAUCUGGGGACCCACAGGUUGAGAACCACUGGUCUAGAGGUUUCUCGGGCCUUUUCAUACCUAUUGAUGAAGAGACGGGCCUUUCCAUUUCCCUGCUAACUGCUCUUUAAAAAGAAAAAGAAAAAAGGAGAUGCCAGAGGUUGACCCUGGGAACUUCUUCCUUCAAUGCAUGUGAACUGUCUCUGCUCUUUUGGCUACAAAUUACAUAUACCUAAUCAAACUGUGGAAGCUGUCAGAACAAUGAUGAGAAAAGCAAGAGGCUUAUUGUCUGGAUGUGCUAGGGUAUCCGUUAGGGUUGCCAUACGCCUGUAAUCUCCCGGCAAAAUUUCAGGGGAAAUCCGGACGUAUGGCAACCCAUGUCGGCAGUGUCGUUUUUGCCAAUCCUCCUUAAAAAUAGCUCAAAAAGGUCAACAACUUUGUGUGUCCCCCCAAAAAAUCUCAACAUCUUUAUUAGUCUACUUCUUAUUGAAAUCAAUUAAUAUUAUGGUACCACAUAAAGCAGUACAGAACAGCAUCUGAUGGGUUCAGUUGGAACUGCCCUAAAAUCUGCCCCCAAUGUCAAGUCAUACAGUCUCAGCAAUAAUCCAGUUGGUGCUUCUCUGUUUCAAAAGUGUAAUAAAAGUAGGUCCUUUCUCCUUGCAUUUCUGUUUCUGUGUUGGUGCAUUUUUGCCUCAUAAUAACAACAUCUCACAUCUCAAGCCCUGGGUGUGAAAGCCUGCAGAGGUGACUUUUUGCAGCUUCAUUUUCACAUGUCUUGAAGUUCCAUUCCCCCCACCCCACCACAACAUUAAAAACAUAUAAUUGAAGCUUCCUUUCACUGAUUUCCAUGAAAGCAGGAUUUUUUUUGGUUAGAGGAUAAUUUAGAACAAUUCUCUCUGCUCUGCCCCUACCCUGUUCACCUAGUUGCUGAAGACACAGAUGAUUUUAGGUAUUCCCAGUUGUUGAUCUUAGUUCAAUGUUUCUAACCUAUGGAUACUAAUCUCAUUGCAGAGGUUCCCAGUAUGCAAGACUCUGCAGGCUAUGAUGUCAAUCGCCAGACCUUGCUGACCCGAUACAAUCCUAACCACGGCACCAUAGGUUUGAAACUACCUGAACUUUGCCUUCUUUCUCCAAUGUUUAUGUUGUUGUUUUUGUACCUUCCUUUAGAAUAGCUUUACAAAAAGUUAAGAGUCUUUGUGGCCCAUAUGUAUGUAGAGUACAGCUCUCUGAGGGAAAGAUGGGAAAUGGGAUGGACCCUGGACCAAGCCAGUGUCUGUCUUUCAUUUUCCUGACUCUGAAAUGAUGGUAUGCCUCUUAGAAAAGAAAGCAGUAGUGAACAUGGAGGUAGGGAGUCAAACCUAACCCAGGAGCCCAGAACCACUCCUCUACCACCACACAUCUUGCUAAUCUCCAAUGCCUGGCAGUGGGUCCUGCUGAAAUUUUGCCUCACACCCUUCCCUGCUUAAGGAAUGUGAAACUGCUUUAUGAAUUCUGCUUUAUUCAGUGUUAUUUCUAGGGCAGAUUCUGAGAGGGCCCCUGGGUUAGGAAAGCUUUUUGUGGUUCAUUAUCCUGGUGGGAUUCUGCCUGAUUCUGCAUACUGAUAGUUGUUGAGGCCAGUUUCAAAUGUGUGUUGGGCUUCUCCCCAAAAUGGACAGGGCCAGGCAGUAAUCACAUACCCUUAGCACGUAGAAAAUCAUAGACACUUGACCGAGACACACACUUGACACACAAGCACAUAUGUACAGGGGUGAUGGAAGACUCUAACAUAAUGCAGGAACAAAAAGCAGUUGUGAGGAAUUUCUAUGAAAAGGCACUGUCAACUUAUUUUUACUCUGAGUAGACCUAUUGAAAUUAAAGGACCUAAGUUAGCUGUGACUGUUAAUUUCAGUAGGUCAAUUUUGACUUGAACACAACUCGAAGUGCCUGUCCUGCUAAGGACAGAACGAGAGGCCCUGACAUAUAACCAUAGAUCUGGGCUUAACUCUAGACGUGAUCCUGUAACUGUGGGUACAUGCCAUAAGAUAUUAUGUUUUUCAGCUUCUGCAAAUGAAAGAAUAACCCAAGCUGGUUCUACUACUCAUCACCAAGUCCAGCCCAAUGGAGAUCAUGACUCCAAUUUCUUGCCCCUUCAAUUGGACUCUUACUUAGGAUCCUCAGUGUCCCGCCACUUCAAUUCCCAUCAAAAUGUUGCCUCAACAACUGAAGUUCAAGACUGCAACCAGAGCCUUCAUGGUUGCUGUUCAGAUGGCCAGACUGUGGCCGCUGGUCCCUUUGGCCAAGGCUGCCCAUUUGACACUUGCCAUCAGAGCAGGUAAGGCAAGCUGGUUAAAUCCAUUUAAUCUGCCCACAAAGACAGCAAAUCUGUUUGAACAGAUUACACCAAUAUUGAUUUCCAUUCUUUCCCCCUGGUAUAGGUAUGGGUGCUGUCCUGAUGGAAUAUCACCUUCUCAGGGGCCAAACAAGGAAGGGUGCCCACAAUACUACAGUGAUGUUUAUGUGAACAGGAAUGAACCUGCUGUUGCUGCUCCAACAGUAAGGGUGACUCCAGACAUCCUUCUUGUUGUGAAUUCAUAAUGAUUUGUACUCAUGAUGGUACCUGGGUGGUUAUACGCAAUCCUGCUUUAAUACUGUUUGCAUCUUCAAAUGCUUUGGGUCGGACAUACAGCCUCAUUUCCAAUCAGUGUAUAUACUGCAUCUUCCUAAUGAAAUCCUAUAACUUUUUCUACCAGUGGUGGGGUAGAGGGUGUUCCCCUGCUUUUGUUGCAUUGUAACACAAUAAUGCAAUAAGGCUGGAGAAGCCUUUCAGUAAAGCAGAAUGAAGUGUGGUCAGUCCAGUAUAAAUCUACCACUAAUGCACUAUUAUGUUGCAGAGUACACCUAAGCAUAGGAAAUAUUUAUGCCCGAUGUUCUAGGUGAAAUAAUUCAACAGUAGUCAGUAUUUAUACUGCGGGUGGCACUGUGGUCUAAACCACUGAGCCUCUUGGGCUUGCCAAUCAGAAGGUUGGCGGUUCAAAUCCCCAUGACGGAGGGAGCUCCCGUUGCUCUGUCCCAGCUCCUGCCAACCUAGCAGUUUGAAAGCAUGUCAGUGCAAGUAGCUAAAUAGGUACCGCUGUGGCAGGAAGGUAAACAGCAGCUCCGUGCCCUCUGGCACUUGUUAGUGUCCUGUUGCACCAGAAGCGGUUUAGUUCUGCUGGCCACAUGACCCGGAAAGCUGUCUGGACAAAUGCCGGCUCCCUCGGCCUGAAAAGUGAAAUGAGUGCCACAACCCCAUAGUCGCCUUUGACUGGACUUAACCGUCCAGAGGUCCUUUACCUUUUUAUCUUUACUUUAUACUGUAUUAUACCAACAGUGCGCUAGAUUAGAAGUUUUGGAUCUUGGCUCUGGUUUUCAGUUAAACCUGUGAUGAUCUUCUCCUUUCAGGGAUCUAAAUAUGUCCCUUCAUUCAGGCGAUGACUUUGAGGCAUUACAGUUACAUUGUGAUUGUAUUGCAUACAUCGUGUAAUGAGUAAUAAUACUACGGUAAUACCUACCAAACACACAAUCACACACUUGGUUCUAGUGGGUCAGUUACACAUUGAGGUAGGGUGUGUGAGAGAGAGGAAGACUAGCUUACUUAAAGUCACUUGAGAUCUUCUGGUUCACAGCUCAGUAUUAUAUAGGGACCAUAUUGCCCAAUCUGUAUUUGUGCAGUCCAUAAUGCCCCAAGAAACACCAUUGAAGUUGGGUUAGUAUUUGAAGCACAAUGUUUUGUAAAUGUUUCUCUGGAGUUAAUGAUAAACAUUUAGACCUUCAGGGGGAUCUGUAUCUCACAGGAAACAAACAGAAGUACUGGAUGAACCAGAUUGCUUGCAGCAUAUAUUAUGAUAAAUUUUCAGAUAAAUGGUGGGUGACUAUUCCUGCUUGGCAGGGGGUUGGACUCGAUGGCCCUUGUGGUCUCUUCCAACUCUAUGAUUCUAUGACUAGAGUAUUGUCCAGAUAGCAGCCACUGAGUUGUAGCAUCCCAUUGUCCAUUCUGGACUCACAAGCAGUAUUUUGGCUUUUUAGCACCCUGGACAUUAGCCCUAGCUCUGACACCAUGGUCCCUCUACUUUCUUCCUUCUUUAUUGUAUUUAUAUCCUUCCCUAUAAGAAGUCUCAGGGCAGUUCACAGAACAAGAUCAACAUAAAACACCACAAUAUAUACAAGAUAGAUAGUAGAUCUAUCUAUCUAUCUAUCUAUCUAUCAUCUACUUUCUUCCUUAUUUUCCUUCAACCACUUCUGGGCCUCCAGCUGCCUCUGGCAAUCAUGCUUGGAUCCUGUCCCAGCUGCUUUGCUAAGCACAAGCUGUAGUAGGAGCCUCUCCAGUGGCUGAGGAUUGCAUUUGCAACACCUAAUUAUCUACUGCAUUUUUUAGCAAAGUGCAUGGGCUCAGUUCCCAGGGAUACUGAUGGUGGGUGUUUUGAGAACAAAGUGGGUGGGAGCUUUGCCCAGCUGCUCGGGCCAUCUGGAGAAACAUCCAAUUUAUUCAUAGGUGGGCAGACUCUUGGGUUUCCUGUAUUAUCUGAGCUGAUGGUCCCCAUUUAGUUCACACUAGGCAAGGGGUCAACUUUACAAGCCUGAAGCAAAAGAAGAAGAAAAAAUAUUUUUCUUUUCCUUAGCAUGUCACUGGAACGGCUUAUGAAACAAUUCCCAUGCUCCCAAUAUUGCUUAUAAUUGUUAGUGGCAAUUAUCCCAAGUCAAAGAGAAACAUUUUGGUGCAUGUCUUCAUUACCUGCCAAAGUUGCCCCAUCAGGUGCUUAAAAAGGGAUGGUUGGUCUUAUCUCCUUCUGUGGAUUUGUUUAUGGGUUUGGUUUUGUGGUAUGAGAUCUUUUACACCAUCUCAGUAAUGAGACCGUCUCAGUAACUUCUGGCUUUGUCCAAGGCAAGCCGAGUUCUGUCCCAGGAGAGACCAGCGGAGGAGUGUCGUGUUUCUACGUAUGGUUGCUGCUACAACAACAUUGCUUCUGCUUCUGGGCCUCAGGGGGAUGGAUGCCUCAAUAGACCCAGCCAACGUAAGUGACGCUUAGGUUUUGAAAGGUGGUUUACCCAUUGUUUUCUGCCAACAUGAACAGAAUCACUAUAUAGCUUACAGCGCCAUGAAAAAGGAUGUAGACAAUCCAUUAUCCAAUGAAUAAGAAUAAGAAUAAGAAUAAGAAUAAGAAUAAGAAUAAGAAUAAGAAUAGCAAUCCCUUGGCCAGCAUUUAGAAUCGGUCUGAAAUCCACCUUUAAGAUCCCAGUCUCUGACUUCUGUUGGUUUUGUAAGAAAUGCCUAUUAAAUAAGCAGAGUACCAUUUCAGUUCCGUUUUAUGGGGCUUCUGCAUUCAGUGUUCCUGACAGGAAGGAAUCACUUAACACAUUUCUGUUAUUGAAUUAUUCUUGUUCAGCUACCCUGAAGAAUGAAUGGCUGGCAAGCACAGUUUCCCAGAAAGGAAAACAGCAUGGACAGGGGCAGGGACCAAGCGACUGCAGACUUGAAGCCACCUGGCACCUUGCCGUCUUUUUCAAAGCUGCAUUGUUUAUCACAGUCGGCUACUUCUGGUUGGCUUCUGCAAGCUGUGAUGGGCAUAGGCCCAACCUAGAAGUGCUCACCCACAUACCCUUGAAGCACAAUGCCUGGUUUUGUGAGCAGCGCCAUUUGAUACAGAGACAGAACUGAGCCUCUGAUAACGUGAAUCCUGACUCCCCUCUAAGGGCAAAUCCAUAAUGCAAACUUUUAAGUGCAAAUUAUUUUAAAUUAACUGUCCCAGCUUUCUCAAAAGAAUUCUAGAAAAUGGUUAUGAUUAUUAUUUUUUAAAAAAAGAUCUGAUCUUAAAUGACGUUUGCUGCCUUUUUUUUACACCUGCUCUCAUAACGCUGGCCCCCUGCUAGGCUUUUUCAGGUGCUGAGGCAGAAUACUGUGACAGGAGACCCCUCCAACCCCAGACUCGUUUAUCUAAGCUUCCAGUGACUGCUUUGUACUGCCAUAGCAUCCUUUGUGCCAGGAACGCUGGCAUGAUUUUCCAACAGUUGAGACCUGGGCAGUAGUGACAGGAUGGGAAUGGUAUGUGGUGAGGGGUAGGCAAGUCUGAGAGAGUGUGUGCUUAUCCCACUGCUUCUUACCUGAUGCCUCCACCCAGAGUGAAAACACUCUCCAGUUGCCCUUGCGCCAUGAAUAGGACAGCACUCUUUGAACAGUCUAUCCUGGACUGGUCUGGGCUUCAGUACACAUCUGACUUUAUUGUUUACUUGUACUAGCUGUACACACAGUUCUUGAAAAAGACUACGACAAAAUCACACAGUAAAAAAUAGUUUUGCUGUGCCUGAGCAACCUGUAGUGAAUGAGCAAGGGUUGAUAGCAGGCUUCAAGUUCCUGAUACCAUAUUGUCAUCUGGGUUUAUUUACUGAGCAUCUUACAGACGAACAGCGAUUUGGGGCUCAUGAACACUUCUGUUUGUCCCGUGCCAAGAAAGCUUGGGCCUGAGAAGUUUCCCACUUAUCCUGUGCUUUCUAGGUGUGGCUCCAAAUGACUUUGCUACUUGCUCCUGGAAAACCCGCUCUUUGUGCUUAUCAUACUUCCUCUUGUCCUGCUGCUUUCCCCCGCCCCAGGGCACCUGCUCUUUAAAGCUCAUUCAGAGCAAAUGGCAAUUUGGGUUUUCUCCAGAUUGACAUUUGUUCCGAUUUAACACUAAAGAGCAGCUUUUCCAUGGGAAAGGAGUGGGGCAGAGGGGGAAAUCACUCAGACCCAUGCUUUCUAGGCAUGGGACAAACAGAAGCAUGGAUGAGCCCUGAGUGGGGAUGUGGUCAGAAGAAGAUUUGUGUAUCUGCUUAUUCUAUAACAACUGCUUCUCUCCUGACAUUUCCUAUUAGCUUAUCCUAUCGGUUGCCUGCUGCCCAGCGCCCAUGGCCCAUGCUCAGAUUGGACUACGCGCUGGUACUUUGUACAUGACGUUGGGAAAUGCAAUCGGUUCUGGUAUGGGGGCUGCCACGGCAACAACAACAACUUUGCUUCUGAAGAGGAGUGCAUGAAAACUUGCCAUAGAUCAGUGGGCGGGAGUGAUGUGGGACACCACCACCAUGCUGCAGUUCCUAACAUCCACUCUAGUUCUCACUUGGGAGGAGUUGCAGAGGAGCAGCACCAACAGCAGCCUGCAAGAGGAGCCACGAGUCAUAGCCAUGGAGGAGGAGGACGUGGGGCUUUCCAUGCUCACACUGACUCAGAAACUCACUCAUUGCUACGUCAUGGGGAGAGAGGCUGGGGAAGGACCAUGACUGUAGAUAGCCUGCCUGAGUCUCAGCAAGGGAUGGGGGAAAGAAGGAAGGAUCCAGCAAACCACCUUCAUGGUUUAGGGGAAACCGUGGUCUCUGGACACUCUGAGAGGCGGCAGACGGUUCACCGUGAGCAUGAAGGGUGGAGGAGAGAAUCUGCAGCACAUGGAUCAGUAGCAAAUGGAUUUGAGCGCCACGCCUCAGCAAGCUCUUCCUUCCCUCACUCUCUAAACAGGUAAUAUUUUGCAAUAGCAGGCGUCUCUGCUAGGAGUUGUUUUCUGCAGCAUGAGAUUGUUUUGCUGCAGGGUGAGGACAGACAACCUAUCAUAAAGGAUUCCAAUAUAAGCCUGACACAGGAGUAAUCCCCUCCACCCCUUGGGAAUGUGAGCUACCCAGUACCAGUAUUUUCUUUUUAAAUUUUAAAGUGGCCGUGCAUUCAUUUUUAUACACCCACAACCACUGACUUCACAAAGGGAUGUGAAUGAGUUGUGUCUGCUAACAGACUUGUAGUCGGCUGUAUCUCUCCUGACUUGUGCUGGAUUCUAAUGCCUGGCAGCCGUGGUCUUUUAAAAUCUGUUGUUAUGAGUAACUUCAAACUCUUACUGGGGCAGUUAACUAAAAGUUAACUAAAAGGCCCCAGCUCUUGAACACUCUACUGCAGGAAUGGAGAACCUUUGCUGCCUCCCAGUGUUGCUGAACUUCAACUCCUGCCUUCCUUGGCCAUUGGCUUGCUGUGGCCGUUGGGAGUUGUAGUACAGCAACAUCUGGAGGUCCAAAGACUCCCCACCCCUGUUCUAAAGAUAGGCAUUUGGAUAUGACAACAUGGUUUGGCCCUUCAUCUAGAUAAAGAUUGUUCUGGAUCAAGAACUGGUCUUCCAGAGAAGUGUCUGUUUAUGAAUUUUGGGUCUGGUAUGCAUGUGAUGCAGCAGGUUUAACUUUCUCCCCCAGUCGGUUUGCACUGUCUCUUCAGUCAGCAGAAGACUCUUCUGCCACUGUUUCCUUGCUUUAGCAACAUGCAGACUGCUUCCAGCUCUGCCUAACAUGGAUCCACAGGGGUAGCUAAAAUGCUAUUACAGUGGUACCUCGCAAGACGAAUGCCUCGCAAGACAAAAAGCUCGCUAGAUGAAAGGGUUUUUUGUUUUUUGAGCUGCUUCGCAAGACGAUUUUCCCUAUGGGCUUGCUUCGCAAGAUGGAAACGUCUUGCAAGUUUGUUUCCUUUUUCUUAACACCGUUAAUACAGUUGCGACUUGACUUCGAGGAGCAACUCAUAGAACACGGUGUGGUAGCCUUUUUUGAGGUUUUUAAAGACUUUGGUGAUUUUUGAAGCUUUUCCAAAACUUUCCCGACACCGUGCUUCGCAAGACGAAAAAAAUUGCAAGAGGACAAAACUCGUGGAACGAAUUAAUUUCGUCUUGCGAGGCACCACUGUAUUAGUUACUCCAGACUCUAUUGCCCUUGCAAAAGCAUCAGGUGUUUUCUCUCUUUAUCAGCAGUUAUGCAUUUCCUACCCUGUGCUUUCAGAGCAGCCUUUGAACUUUGGGCUAACUAUAGUAUGUCUUUCAGGGUCUUCUUGGAUGGAUCGGAGUCUUCAGCAGUGGAGGCCGGCUUGGGACAAAGCAUCCGUCUUCUCUGUAAGGCAGGCAGUUCCCGCUUCUCCAAAGUUGAAUGGCAGAAGGAUGGGCGGCCAGUGUCCUCUGACAGGUGAGCUUGACCCCAGCACCCACCCCUGUGGUGGAACCCGCCCUACUGAAACCUAUUAACACCACAGAAGCUUUUGGGUGAGUGGAUGACUUUGACAUGAGUCUUAUAUUUUAGAAUUCCUAGACACAGCAAUUUCGAUGAGUAGCGGUAGAAGCUCUCUCUAUAUUUUAUGGGGCCUGCAACAGAAUAUUGCUGCGUGGAGCGCUGCUCGGGAUUCCAGCCAAUGCACUCCAUUCUGAUGCACACACCAGCCACCGCUCACUGCCUUGGUUUUCUAUUCCACACCCUGCCCUUCCCUGUGUUUGGAUAUUUCCGUUCCACCUUAAAAGGGAGCAGGCUUUGUGAGUCACAGAGUCUGCGCAUUUCCUGUUCACAGGAAGUUUAUGUUGUCUUUUGUUUUCGUUCUCUCUGUGUCUGGAGACACUGAAGCAGGCAGUCAUGUUUUUCUUUGUUCUGAUUAACGCUGAAUAAAACUUGUAAAUAAUGCUCUCCUGAGUGUGACUUUGGCUGUGCAUUAUCUGCUGAUAGAGAGUGUGCAUCGGCUCUAGGAUGUGGCAGGCUAUUUCUGGAGCUCAUGUCGCUAAUUGCUGAUACUGCGUGUCUACGGGAGAUCGAUGGAUCGUCCGGCAGCCGGCUUGGGGGCCAUGAUGGACUUUAUCUCCCUGGCAGUAUCCCAACACCCUGCUCUACACAGGAUUUUUCUAAAGAUUCCUUUGUAUUUCUUUAAACUUUGGGGCUCCCUCAAGCCUGCUGCUACUCCCCUCUUGUGUGUGUGAAUGGUGCUGAGUUUGUUACAAAAGGACCGGCAGCAUUCAGAGAACUGAGAUUACUGUUAAUAUUAAAGAUUAGUGACUGAUAUCAGACUGCUCAGUGCAAAAAAUUACGUACUGAGCAAAGUGGACUUCUGUGGCUCUUGUGCAUGACAUGAAAAUGAAGCACCCCCUCCCCACGUGUGUGUAUUUUCUUGCAUUAUUCACUGGGUCCCACCUACACAACUACUAGAAAAACUGAUCAGAAGUCCACCACAUCGUUUAAGAUUCCACCAGGCACUGCCCCAGUAGAGAAAUAAAUAAAAAGUUACUGUUAACAGGCAUUGGGUGCCAACAGGAUUUGCUGCUGCUUUAUAGCUCGUCUGCAAUAUAUGUCAAAUGCUCUCAUUUCUCCUCCUGCAGGCAUACCUACCAGUCUGACAGUUCCUUGGUGAUCAGCCAGCUCAGAGCUGAGGAUGCUGGGACCUACAUGUGCAAAAUUUCGAAUGGGAGGGUAGAGCACAGGAAGAUUGUGCUGAGGAUCAAAGGUGAGGCGUUGUUUCUGUUUUAAUACUUGAGCUACCUUUGUCCAUUUUGUCAAUCGAAGCAGCCAGGCAUAAGGAAAACGCCAACUUUGUAAUAAUAAUCUGUCUGGUGUAAUGAAAAUGCUAUGGGUUGUAUCACCUGAAAUGAAUGGCCGCAGCCAACUUAGGCCUAUUAAUUUUAAUGGAUCUACUCUGAGUAAAAGUUAGUUUAAUAAAACCCUGUGAUGUCAGCAAAUCAGUCUCUUACGCUUAAGCCAAGAAAUAGUAUUCUCUAUGAAAUUGAAUAUCAAUAUACGUAUCAAGGCUUUGAGAUUAGACCACUGAAGAAGCCUGGAAAACUACCUUGGGAGUGUGCUACCUGCAAGCCCCAGUAAAAGGGCGCCAUCGGGGGUGAUCAGCGGCAUCUUUAUUACUUGGACUGCCAGGGUGAAACAGGUGCAAAACGCUGGCACCCUGUCUACAACUUUAUCAACAUCCAUCUACAACUUCACUAGCAUCUCUCGAUCUUGUGUCGGUUGAAUGAGCAACCUCUUUUCUAUUCCAACCCUGUCUGCUCUGUGGUGGUAGGUCUUUGAGGGAGUUCUGCUCUGUCAUAAUUUUGUAAUGUACUUUGUAAGCAAGGUCUCUGAUUUUCCUUCCCAACCACCUCUAAUUUAGCCAUGUUGGGAGGAGCUGCACUUUUCAAUUUCUAGUAGGAAUUGGGCUGUUGCCUGAGCCAGGGCACAUUUAAACUCUGGCCUCAUAAAUGAGGGGAUGUCUUUAUACAUUCAAGGGCCCAGUUGGGUAGUGUUUUGCACAGAACAUGCAGAGGUACUGGACCUUGCAUGAAGGGCAUUUCACUCCAGGCAAGAUUGUCUGCUAGAGAUUGUGAGCAAUACACAUACUCCGGAUUGGGUUACCGUUUUAUAGUGGGCUCCCCUCCUAAACUGUUCCUGCUGGCAGGGGAAAGCAUACUUUUACAAUUAGCACUGGGGUGAGAAACAAACAGGUAAACAACAGGUUUCCCAUGGCUCUUUUAAAGGAAGUGAGCAGAUAAAUAGUUGGUUCUGAUAUGCGAAGUUAGCUGCUGAUUUUUUUGUGCAGUCUUAUGGCACAGGGCACUCUUAUUCAGAAUUCUCUCUCCCUAGAAAUCCCUGGAUCUGAUGUUUCACAGAGAGCGGGGAAUCAGGUGAUUCAUGGUCAAAAUCACCAGCACAGAGCGUUUGUUUCAGGACUUAGUACUGGGCAGUCACAUGACUCUCCUGUCAACCUUCCUCAGACAACAUACAGGUAAAGCUAACAGCAAAUAUUAUACCUCUGUUCUUUACAGUGUGUCAAACCAGGCUGUGGCCCUUAAGCACUGUGGGCAGGCAAGAGAACUAUUUUGAGAAGCUUCAGGGUAUGAAAUCACAGCUAUAUUGCAACUCAUCUCAGGAAUAUUCACAGCAGCCUCCUUGGGAGGUGGGGACAGCUUGUUGCCGUCAUGUUUAGAAGUCCAUCCCAUAAUUUUUUACAAGUGUUAACAUUCCAGCAUCUGGAACAGGUCCAGUAGGUCUCCUGCUCUUUCCCCACAAGCAAGACUUGGCCCAGAACUUAUGCCAGUCCCAAUCUCCUGUCAGUUGUGGUGGUGGUUGAAGAGGCCUUAGACCACUGUUUCUGUAAUGGCCGUAGUCGUAGUUGCAGUCAGUCCAUCCUGAGUCAUAUGGGUGGAUGGUGGCAGUUCUUGCCAGUUCCUGCUGUCUGCACCUCCCAGGACAAAAGGAGUGGUUCUCGGCAGGCUAUUAUUUAUUUGAUGAAUUUCUAACCUGCCCCUUCAGGACACAUUGCUUUCUCAAAGCAGUUUACCAAAAUAAAACUGCCCUCCUAACUCAUGAAGUUCCCACUUUCUCUCUCUAGCCGGCUGAUAGUUCAAGCAGUUGGGAGUGUCUAGCAUGGGAGGGGAAUGGGAAUAAGUUGACCUCUUGGUACUUUUCUGGUAAGCAUUGGGGUUUUUUAUCUCUGGAGUGAAAGGAGUGGCUAGUGAAGAUCCUCAAAUAGCUACAUGGUGAAACAGUAAUAUUCCACUGAAAUUCUAGAAAUCAAGAUACAGAACCAGGCAGGCUGGGGCUACAGGGAUGGCACUGAAAAGAACAUUCUGUUACUGUGGAUUCUUGUGGCUAAAGGCAUUUCUCUAGGCUUGCAGCCAAGAGAGUACUUAAGGAAGAUGUGUUUAUGCAAGCCCGCAUUUUGUAAAGCACUCGCCUAGUUGGUUUGCAGCUUCUGUCUUAAGUGCAGCCUCUGCAGUAAUCCAUUCAUGCUCAAAUCAAGAUGAGGAGCCGCUGCAUACUAAGUGUGUGUGUGUGUUUGCACAGGUGCUGUUCACAGGAAAAGUCAAGAGAAAGGUCCUGAUUACAUUACACAGAUUCAAAAUACAGAGCUGGAACACUGCUAUUUCUUUGACACCUUGUAAAUUUGUUUUCCAGGUUAAAAAUGUAUAAGAAUGAACCCUCAGUUGUUGAUGCCAAUAUCGGGGAGCGAGUCAGAUUGCCUUGCCGUGUAGAGGCUUUGCCUUCUGUAACCAUUGAGUGGCAGAAAGACGGACAGCCCAUCUCCUCUCCAAGGUAAGCUACAACUAAUGUGUUUCUACUUUCCCAUCUUCUUCUUUCAAUGCCAGGGGUACACAGCUCAUACCACUCUGACCAACAGGGCUACGUUGUUAGGUUAAUUAAGGACAAGCAUUUGUUAUAAUUUUUACUGUUUUUAAAGGCACAUCCUCUGCUAAGGUACAUUUUCACUGUUGUAGGCACUCUUUGUGACAUUAUAGCUUUUCACAUUCAUCUGAGGGCAGACCCCAUUUCUCUUGAUGCCAACCCCCCAGGUCAUUCUCCAUCCUCAUUUUUCAUUUUAGCAAAACCUUAUCUGAGCAACCCCUUUCUCUUUCUGUUUCCCCACCCAAAGUCUUAAUUACAACUCCCAUUUUGUAGUUACCUACUAUUUUCCCUUCAGCCUGUGACUCCUUUCAAAAUUUCUGAAAGCUAGUUCUCUCCUGUCCUGAGGGCAAGGUGGGUCCUUAGGUAGCCUGGUGGCAGUGUUGGGGGCAGUGGUGUUCCAAUGGGGGGCGGUGCUCCCUGGGUGCCAUGUCUGGGGAGGUGACAAGAAGGCACUCUGCUUGUGGCUGCAGCCAUAUGUAGAGGAUCCUCCCUUCAUGGCUGCAGCUGCGAGCAGAGUAUCCCGGCACCGUCCGUACGGCACUGGGUGGUGGCAAACUGCUAUGUACAGCGCAUGUGUGGCAUCGCUAUGUACAGCACAUGCGUCACACGUAGCACUGCUGCACAUGCACCCUACGUAGUGAUGCCCCACCCCAGGUGUCACAAUGCCUUCAUUCGCUCCUGGUUAGGGGGAGGCCACCUCAGCUGUAACUCUGGGAACUAGAUGGCAGGGAAUUCCCCUCCCUUCAGGGCAAGAUGGUCCUUGCAUAGCCUUGUGGUGGAGGUUGGGGAAGUAGAGGUCACCUCCAUCAAGAAGGCUGCCUUUACAUGGUACAUACCUGCUCUGCUUACCCCACAUUUAGUGACUUACUCGGUCCUUAUUCUGGUUCAUCCAGUUCAUUGCCAAAUUCACUGAAAUAAUGUGACAAAACUGUUGUGACCACUUAACCAAAAUUGGUUCUUGUGACAACCAAGGACUUAAAAUUCUUCAAAGUCAUUACACAGUAGUUGACAGCAAAAGUAAUUGUUAUUUUAAUAAUAAUAAUUUUAUUAUUUGUACCCCGCCCAACUGGCUGGGUUUCCCCAGCCACCCUGUGCGGCUUACAGCACACAUAAAAACAUAGUAAAACAGUAAACAUUAAAAACAUUUAAAACUUCCCAAUAGAGGGCUGCCUUCAGAUGUAAUUCUUUAUCUCCUUGACAUCUGGCUAAAGGGAGGGCAUUCCACAGGGAGGGUGCCACUACUGAGAAGACCCUCUGCCUGGUUCCUGGUUUUACAGAUAAAAGGGGCGAAGCCCACCUGCACUGUACAAGCUUGAAUUCAAAAGGAUGAGCUUGAAGAGAGACUACUGCUCUUUGGUUGUUGUUCACUUUGCAGCAGUCAGACAGGCUUGACAGCUGAUCCUCAGAGGUCGUAAACAAGUUUUGAGAGAGAGAUGUGGAGGCACAGUAAGGGUGCCUGCAUUCAGACUAUGCUUUGAGCAAUGUAACCUUUCUCAAAUAAGUCAUUGAGUUAGAUGCAAAUAAAUUCCUUCUCGUUAAGACUCAUAGUCGCUAUUCUUCUCUUGCUUUCCAGGCACAGACAGCAGUCUGACGGUGCCUUAGUUAUCAGUCGCCUUGCCUCUGAAGAUGCUGGCUUCUUUACCUGCAUUGCUUCCAAUGGCCGUGAUCAGGAUCAGCGAAGAGUCCAGAUCAUACCUAGAGGUACUAAAAAGCGAAGGAAGAUAGAUCUUGCUUUGAUAUUAAGGGGGGACUAGGGUGAACUUGCACAGGAGGUCAAUGGAAAUGCUCAAUUUGUGCCAAGCAUCAGGCCAACGAACAAUGCUGAGAGCCAAUACGCACCUACAACCAAUCUGGAGUGGGAGAUAUUUGUGUGUUUCAAACAAUGGGUUCCUUCGUAUUUAGGUUAUCUGAAAUAGUUUGAAAAUGAGAGGGAGUUGCAGUGAUGUGUUUUUAAAAAACCAACCCCAAACUGAGCUACUCACACAAAGCAGCCUCAGACAGUUCUGUUUCAAGCAGCCAGCAACAUGUUUAUUAGUACUUGGUGCUAAUGAUGAUGAGGCCAUGUGGGCCCCUCCAGAUGAGCAUUCAUCCUGAUUUGCUUGCACAAAUAAGGUUUGAUUAUAUCCAGCCUUCAUGGACCAUUUGUUCCAAUUUGUUUGCAGGGCGGUUAUAUGACAAUAAACAUUCAUUCUGUUUUGCUUGUGGGGUGUUGCACACACAUUCCCAUCAGUAAUUCAUUCAUAUCACACUUUUCAAGGCCUUUCCCCAUCACUUUCCAAGCUGCAAAAGGUUUGAUACACUUUUUAAAAAUAAAAAUUGUUUUGCUAGGGCAACGGAGCUCUUUAAACCACUUUAAGUGCACAAAGCUAAAGUUCUGGCGUGCAACUGAAUCACUCCCACACAAUACUGACACACUGGAGGUGCCCAAAUUUAGCUUCAUCAUUAGUAGCACCAAGUUAGAGCUCAUGCUUUUGCAUGUAAAAAGGCUCUGUCCCUGCAUCUAAGGCUGGAACAGAUUUCCAUCAGAAACCCUGGAGAGCUGCUGCUGGUUAGUGUAGACCCGAGGUCACCAAUGUGGCCCUCUUCAAGACUUCCCCUGGUGCCCACAAAGCCUCUGAGCAUUUCCCCUGCUCGCUAACCCUUUCAUAUUGAGAUGGUGAAGGGGAUUACCUUUCUCUUCCACUGCCACCAUUGGAAAUGGCAUAGAGCUGAAAAAGGAAGUUGAAAGAGCAAUGUUCUUUCCCACUUCCUCUUUCAAUUCCACAGCCUUUUCAAGGAACUGGAUCAGCCCCUGAGUAGCUGAACAGAAGACAGAGUGACCAAGAAGAUAGGAAAGAAAAUGGAGCAAUCCAGGAGGAGGAAAUCAGAGCAGCUGGGGGGACAAAAUAGGGUGGAGACAGACAGACACAUGCACAAACACUCAAGUUGAAUCCAGCAAAACAGAUCCUCUCCAAUUUGCAUUAUUUCCCACCAUCAGGUCACAGAUCAUAUCUACCUCCAUUGACUUUCCAGUAAGGCCAUGGUACAAAAACAUAGAGCCUCAUAAUUUUUGUAAGAGUUCCUCUCAAACCACAACCAAAUCAUUAGUCACGUGUGUACACAGAUGUGCUGGCUCUGUUGUCACACUCUGUAAAAACCAAGAGGAUCCAUGCCUUAGAUCAAUGUUUUUGUAGUAAUGGAAAUCACCAGAUGUGCAAGGUUUACUAUAAAGCUUACAGGGGUAACCUGUAAUUUAAUGUAUUUUGAAGGGACCCCAUGUACAAUGGUACCUUGGUUUGCAACCGUUUUGGAUUACAACCACAUCAAACCUGGAAGUGUGGGUCCCUUUUUUGGAUUACAACCCAUUUUUUUUAUUACAACCCAUUUUUGGAGGCCCCAUUGGCGAAAGCGUGCCUUGGGUUACAACCUGUUUUGGUUUACAACCGGACCUCUGGAACGGAUUAUGGUUGUAAACCAAGGUACCACUGUACAAUCAUACACAUUCAAUUCAUUCUACUUUACCCGUAACUCCAAGAGCAAGAGAGCACCUUUUAUUGUUGUUCAUCUGUGAAGGGAGGGGGCACUGACUGCUGGGGUGGGGUGAAGAAAAAAAGCAAGCGGAGGGGAUGGUGCCCACAGUAUAUUUUGAAUGUGCCCAUGGGCCAAAAGGAGGUUAGCAGCUCCUGGCAUAGACAAGAGUGAGCUAGGUAGACCUGUGGCCUGACUCUACAUAAGCCAGUUUGACUAUAGCGCAAAAGCAGCCCUCCUGGUUUAAAGAGUUAAAGUCUCUCAAAUUAGAUGGGAGGCUAGAAGACCACACAAAAUUCAUAGGGUGUUUUUUUUGUGUGUGGAGUGGAGACUAGGGCAGUUUUGGCAAUUUCAACUUUCAAACUAGUUUAAAUCUUCAACGCUAUGGAACUCUGGGAACAAGUACUCCUGUGACUGAACAAAGUUGUUGCUUUUUGUUGUUGCUAAGACCAGAGUUCAUAUUUUUGCUACUAAAGAAGAGCCUUGAAGAAAGAGGCAUUUUAACUAUAGGUUGAUGGUUACAUCAUAAGGUUUCUGGACAAAGGAUCCUGUUGUGGAAAAUGGCGCUGAGAUUCCUUUCCCACACUUUACAGUAGGCUAGUGUCCAGCUCGAGAGGCCAAGUUCAUGCAAGCAGCAGAGCUUUGGGUAGUUAGUCAGCGCUGGGUAUUCAGAGCUCGGCAUUCACAGCACCGUUCCUGAAGGAAUUGGCUUGGCCCCCUGCGUGGACUCUUCCUGGGAUUGACAAUACCCUUUUCCUCCUCAGGGGAGCUGAGAAUCACUGGCCUGCUGCCCAGCCUCUCUGUGUCAGAGGGGGAGACUGCUCAGCUUCAAUGUGUUGUGACAGGCAACAAUGUGAACAUAAGAUGGUCAAGGUAAAAAAAGGAAAAACUGAGCUGCAGAAUUUACCUUCCCUUCCUUUCCCCCUCAAUUCCACUGAGACAUGCAUUGGCAAGCAAAAACUUGCAUUAACACAGCAAUGGUGAAUCCAGGUUUACUUUAGUCUUCAAUCCCAACUCGGCUGUUGAGAAUGUGGUCUCUGUUCAUGUAGGUUUGUUAAAACAUUUGUGUGCCUGCCUGUGUUUCCUUCCACUUGGGUCUGCAGUAGGUGAGAGGCCUCUCUCUGUCAAAGUGCAAAACGAAGGCAUUUCUUUCUGCUCAGGAAUGGAGUUCCGGUGAGAGCCGAUGGCCAUCAUGUCCAGACGUCCCAGGAUGGAAGCCUAUUCAUAAAUAAUGUGCAGACGGGUGAUGAGGGGUCCUACACCUGCAAUGCCUACAGUGGCAGUAAUUCUGUCAGUGCUAGUACAGAGCUGAAACUUAUCCGGAAGAGGCCAGAAGGUAUGUAUGCUCAACAGUCUUUCCAGCUAAGCCUCCACAAUUGUAGAGUUCCAUUCUCAACACUAUGAGCACAUGCUAGCCUCUCUUAAGGCCUCAGGUAAAUGCAUCUCCCAAUAGGAUCAGGUUCCCCUUGGAGCAGACUUGUGGGGUUCUUAAUUUACAUUUCAGAUGCCUGUCCUGUUUAAUUUUCUCCUUUAAACACAACUGCCCUGAUUGGUUUUACCACUUUUUUUCUGCUUUACGUUAAGCAAUAACUUAACUGAAUUUUCAUGUUCAGUAGUAGUAGCCCUGUGUCAUACCACUUGCUAGGAGGCCAAAGUAAGAGAUAACACUGUUAUCUUUAAUGCCCUGAAGCUUUUGACCUUAGGCCAGCAUGAGCAUUCACAGUGCACACAAUGGCACCAGUAGGAAGUGAAUUAUGCUGCAUUCCCAUUGGAGGGGAAAUAGGACCAGUAGGUAAUAACUACCUUGUUCUACUUCUUUAUAAUGUAGGAAGAAGUAAAACUAUAUUUCUUGGGGUUUGGGUCAAAUAGGACAGUAAACACGUUUAGUAACUGGAGAAACGUGUUGUUUGUACAUUAACAAAUGAGCUUGUACAUGACGAACUAUAGACCUGCCCCAAACCACUGUGUUAAAUGGGACUCAUUUCUUGAAUCAUGUCCAUAGUUUCCCCCCAGUGGAAACCCUGCACAAAGGAUUCCACUAGCUCAAUGGCCUUCUCUGCCCACCCCCGGUGCACCCCUAAACUUGGCUCCAGAGGGGGUAUUGGGAGAACACCCAGAGUAGCAAAUGGAACCAUCUCCUUAGGUUCAGCAAUUUUAGUGCUACAGGGGUGGUAUUCAGCUUACAUUUUAGAUAGUGCAAUGGGCUUGAGUAAAACUUAGUUGAUUACCACCAUAUACCACUAAAAUUGCCAAACCUUAUUUUGAAAAUGAAACAAAAUGUUGCUUGUUAUAGAAGUGGAGGAGGGAAAAAUAUGAGGUCAAGUUCAUUCAGUUUCAGUUAUUAAAAGCUAAGGGCUGGACUAAUUUCAACCUGCCCUUAUAGUAGGUAACAACUGCUUGGUGAUUCUCAGACUGAAGCACUUACAUACCACAGCUUUCCAAACUGUGUGUCACGGCACAUUAGUGUGUCGGCUGCAGUGUGUAGGUGUCACACAAACACUCCCUGUGCGCUUCCCAGAGCUGGAAAGGGAUUAGUUUAACCUCCGGUUUGGUAGUAAAACUGAAUUACUGUGUCGCAAAAUGAUGCAUGCCUAAAAAGUGUGUCACCAACAUGAAAAGUUUGGAAAUCUCUGGCCUAGGGGAUAGUUUCUUACUAAAAAUGGCAACUGCUAAGAACAUGGGAGAUCAAACAGAGCUUAUUGCUCAUUUCUGCCUUUGAAUAUCUCCUAAGCUAUGGAUUCUUAUCACAUUUGUUCAAGGUGCAGAACACAGAAUGUACUCUAGCCUAUAGUGCAGGAAGUAAAUUCUUCUGUAGUCUUAGAUGAUUGCAUGAAACUGUGUUCAAGUCCUCUUCUCUCUUCCUUCUCCUGCAGUACCUGCACGCCUCCCUUUGGACCCAAGCAGGGAAUGUGUUGACCAACCACACCUUGCCAACUGUGAACUGAUUAUACAGGCUCAACUCUGCAAUAAUGAGUAUUACUCUAGCUUCUGCUGUGCCAGCUGUUCUCACCACCAGGGCUGA
Messenger RNA from Podarcis lilfordi (Lilford's wall lizard), 57539 nucleotides. NCBI's taxonomy places the organism in Eukaryota, Metazoa, Chordata, Lepidosauria, Squamata, Lacertidae. The record is from the annotation of a GenBank genome assembly.